Messenger RNA from Pocillopora meandrina, 48924 nucleotides. The record is from the annotation of a GenBank genome assembly. Lineage: Eukaryota; Metazoa; Cnidaria; Anthozoa; Scleractinia; Pocilloporidae.
AUGACACGUUUUUCUACUCUAUUUCUUACUCUAAUUGUAUUCGCUGUCGUUAUGACGCCUUCAAAUGCUUGGAGACGUCGAAGGAGGCGACGGUGGAGUUGUUUGCCUGUCCAGUGCAAAGUUGGCAAUUGGGAAGCGUGGACCUCCUGUAGUAAAUCUUGCAGUGGAGGCUCGACUACACGCACCCGGGAAAUUACGCUCAUGCAGUCUUGUGGAGGCAACUGCCCACACCAUCUAAAGGAAACUAAAAUCUGUAACCCAUUCUGUUGUCCUGUCGAUUGUGUUUUCGUUUGGAAUGCAUGGAGUAGGUGUAUUGGAUGCGGAACGUUGACUCAAUCUCGUUCCCCAAGCAUUAGGCGGCGAAGUUCCUGUAGCGGACGAACUUGUCCUGCACAAGAAACUCGUUCUUGUAACACGGGGAUGUAAGUACUCAAUGAUUUGCUUACAUGUUUGCAAUGUCAUCUUAUUUCUUAAUUCUUCAUGUUAUGUAACCGAGUUUGACAACAAUGAAGAGGGAAUUUGAGCACAGACGAUUUCAUGCAACAUCAUAAUAGGCCUUAUCAAACACCCCAAAAUUUUCCAAUGAUUAUAUCUUAUACAUUAGUAAAAGCCUAUCAUAGCAGUAGUUUAAACAUUCAUAGUUCAACCGUCACUUUGUAAAUGGUUAAGAUUCAGCAAAAGGUGUUAACAUACUAUGUAACGGCCAACGCGCUCCCUUUUAAGAGAUGGGGUGGGGUACUGAACCUACAUAAGAAUGUAAAUAGUUAAAUCAGUGUUACAGUCAAUGGUAUCAGUUAUGAGUAUCGUAUGUGAACGAAACAAAGUUGUAACAAUAUCUUCGCCUAUUUCAUAAGAGCACAAAUUCGUCGCCUUGUUACUCCAAAAUUGAAUUACCAAAACCAUGUCUUUGAAUACUGCAUUGCAACCACGAGAGCUCCACGUGUUCAACGUAACUGAAAGAUAACGACCAUGGAAUAUCAUUUUUCAUUCGAUAGGUUACAUCGGGUAGCUAUUAUUUGUCACAGUUCAAGAAGCCAACUUAAUCCGGCUUUUGCGUGCAGCAACAUUUAGCCUUUUGCUUGACCAUAAGAUUAAGGAGUUCGUCCAUAAUUGUUAGGGCUUUGUAACAAAAUCUGCAACAUUUUAUUUACUUUUUGGAGGUUAACACCAUUUAAUUUCCUUAUCAGCUUACCUUAACCAAGUUAUCGUAUAUCUCCAUUUAUACCCUGCAGGGAAAUGAUAGUGUUUAUUUUGCCAUGUAACAUUAAAGUAGGCUACUAUCAACUGGGCAUAUAUUGAAACAACAGUGAAAGCCUACUUAACGGCUUACAUACCACAAUAGGUGAUAUAAAGGUGUAUUAAUCAAAGAUAUCUUGUGUAUUAAGCCUACGCUUUGCUUCGUUAUGUGAUAAAUAAUGUGAUCAUUAUUUCAGCAGACGAAAAAGAAAAAAAUUUUAAGUAAGACUGUAAAACAGAGGCAAAGGAUUCCUUGAAUUCUAACCAAAGGUCUGAACUCGGUACACAUAUAAGAUCUACACGCUAUGAAACAUUGAAAAAGGAUAUAAUCAACUGAGUACACUGAAUCAGUAGCAAAACAGUUAUCUAGCAGCUUAGGUAUCAUAGGAGGUGAUGUAAUAAAUGUGUUUAAUCCAAAGUAUCUUUUGAAUCAAACCUGCGCUUUGCUGUGUCAUGUGAUAAAUAAGGCGAUAAUCCUUUCCAGAAUAAAAAAUUGAGAAGUUGAAGAAGUCAGACUGUUAAGCAUGAGAACGAAGUCAAAGGGUGUCUCGGAAUUUCACCGAAGUUCUGAGCCUGGUACAAAUUAAAACCAAGCAGUUAUUAUUCACCCGGAUAUUUCAUAGCAGGUUAACUCAAACAACAAACCAAGCCAAUUUGUCACGGUAUGGCGGUUUUUCAAGAGACCUAUAGGUUGCAGUGUUGAUAGAGGUACACUUUAAGAAUAUUACUAAUGGUUCUGUUCCUCUGUUUUGACAAGAAAUAUGCCAAAGCCAAUUUAUUUCUAAGUGCAUCAGCAUCUGUUGUCGCUGAACAUGUUAAUUCUGGGAGUUACAAUCUUUUGUGCAGCUGCUUUACAAGUAGGCUGAUGACUGCAGCUGGCUAGUUGCUGUUCAUGCUUUUUUUCUGUCUUCUGUUCAAUCACAGUUGUAUCCGCUUACUUCUUGCAGUGCUUUGCCCGUGCGCAUAGCUUGUCGGCGAGUUCACUGGUGUAAAUAUAGUAGAAAAAAAAAACAAUUCGACCGUAAAGGUCUUGCGGAAAAAAUGCCUUUCGCACGCGCAUGCUGACCCUGUGCGCAAUUUAGGUCUCGCAACAAUGUAACCUUUCUCGGUGUAGGGUUUUCAUUGACGGAGUGUUCCCGGUUCGAGAAAAGGGAAUGAGCAUGCUUUCAGUUCUAUUAUAAUCUUGAGUUUUUUGCUGUUUAUUAACUUUAUGUCACUGAUAAGCCUUUUUUUUCUCGGUCGUUAAUGUCUCCAUCCAUUGUUUAGCCGAAUAUUCAACGAAAUUCAAAUAACUUCUUGCACCUUUGUACAAAGAAAAGUUCACGACAAGGAUAAUAAAGUGUUUGUUGAUGAUGUCAAUAAAUGUUAUGAAGUCAGGUUAUGUUCGAAUAACAUCCAUAACACUUUUAAGACCUCAUAGAUGUAUACAGAAAACCGCUUCGAAAAUUAAACUUCUGAAAAUUUUACGGUUACUCUUGAUGUCUUGUUUCUCGGAAGCUUUUAAGCACCAUACUGGAGAUCUGAGAUUUUGCGAUGGAGUAUGGGAUUGUCUAAAGGUUUCUCAAAAGUAUCACCAGAAGAACAAGAAACUACCUGCUGGUGAAAGCGUUUUCUGAAUUGUUUGACGUCCGUCGAAUUGAGGUCGUCUACCUUUACGAACAAGUUUAUGUGCUAUUCCAAGUCGCUUUGUUUUCUGAGCCUUCUUAUCAGCGUCACUACCAGUAAAGACUGGCGAAGGAAACCUGUGGUAGAGGAAAGUGCCAAGGUGCGUCACUCCCGAACCUUUGACAUGAGUCACUUAGCAUUUUCCGUUGGUAGGAGGCGGUGACGUGAGGAUAUUCGAUACCUUGAGGAUGUGUUUUGUUAUUCGUGGAGUGAUUCUUCCAAAGGUCGCACUGAAACACGUCUUAUUUUGCAACAAUGGUGCAAACGUACUCUGUAAGUCUUGCAGUUCUUUUUCUUUUGAUAGCCUUGAUUUUAACGCCUUCAUACUCUUGGAGACGUCGAAGAAGGCGAAGAUGUUCUCCUACCCACUGCAGAGUUAGUAGUUGGACUUCAUGGAGUUCUUGCACUCUGUCUUGUGGCGGUGGUUUUCGUUCUCGUAGGCGGAGUAAAACGCUCACUGAGUCCUGCGGAGGGAGAUGUCCAUAUGACUUGACGCAAACGCAAAGAUGCAAUUCUCAGUGUUGUCCUAUUAAUUGUAAAUAUACGUGGAGCGCUUGGAGUAGUUGUAGUGGAUGCGGAACCUCGACACAAACAAGAAAUCCUAUUAUCAUAAGACCCAGUUCUUGUAACGGGAGAGCUUGUCCUUCGGCCGAAACUCAGUCCUGCAACACAGGAAUGUAAGUGCACUCAAUCAUUAUUUGAUUAAUGUUUAUAUGGGCUAUUUACGGUAAAAUCAGUAUAAUCAUGAUCACUGAUCGUGGUAUUACACGCGAAGAAGUGUAGUAGUUAUUUUGAAGCAAUUUGUGCCUUUUUUAAAUCUUCGAAACAUAGCAUCGAAAUGCUUUAGAAGAAAAGACUAAAGAUGCGAGAUGUUGGAACUCGAACCAUGCCGGUUUGCCUAUCUCGUGUCAGUGAAGAGACCUUCGAAAAAAUUACCUCACCUGAUAUCGGUGUAUUUUGAUUUCUACUGAUUUUUGGCGAGCAUGUCAUGUCAUAUUUUAUUUUUAUUUUUUCAUCGGCUGAUAAGGCACAUAGGUGGUCUAGCUGUUUUCCGAUAUUUGAUAAAAUGCGGGGCAGUGAUGUGAAUUAAGACGCGGAAAAUGUCAUUCAGCGAAACACACCAUAAGUCACAUGGGUGGUCUAGCUAGACAUCUUUUAUUGUGUAAACAUUUACCUCUGAAGUUAGAUGCGUUAAAAUGAGUUUUCAAUGUAAAUAGUCGCACUAAUUUAUAAAAUUGCUAGAUUUCCAAUCUUUGACCGAAUGAGUGAAAUGGUGGUUCAAAGGGUUCCUGACUUGAAUACUUAAUGUUUAAAAAAGCCUCUUUAAUUGUGUUACGGAACUGGCCUUUGCAAAGUAUUUGGGAUCUGGCCGGCGCCUCUCAGUUAUAAAAUGUUACCCUACGAAAAAUGAAAUGGUAAAGGUACUUUGCUGCACCUUCUCGAUUUCAAUAGAGUGCGAGAGGAAAUUCACAGAAAUAGGCUUACUAACUGGCCCUCUUUCACAAUACAUAGAGUCCACUGGUGUGCAUUAAGUCCUUCCAGAAUGUGAUAUUUCCUCUUGAGUGUACGCCUUUUACCAGUUACCUUCUAAAUCCUGUCCAGAAGGCUUUUAUGCCCCUUGCUUCAUAUGCCUUGAGGCUUCCCUCCUGUUGCAUUCUUGUAACUGGAGCCUAUUGAACCUUGAAAUUCUGCCAAGGUGGUAGAGAUGGAGUGUAAAAGAGUACUCUUUGCUUUUUACACCCAGUUCUCUCUAUUUCCUCCGCCCUUAGAGUUUGCCUCAUUUGCAAACGAGAUUGUGGGAACUUCUGUUGUCAUUUUUUCAAGUUCUUUUUUAUCCUUUCUGGAUUUUCACGUUUCUGCAAUCUGCACUGCUUCAAGAUUUUUAUUUCCUAUUUUAAAGACUGUUGUCAUCUUCAUCAUUAAAUCUGCGGGUGUUUUCUUACUACGGAGGAUACUCCUGUGCCUUGUCGAGCACAGAAGCGCUCAACUGAUACCUGCUGCUUAGCGAUGUUAAACAAAGCUUCUCUGUACAUUUGUGAUUAUUGCAGAACGUGUUAUUUUCUCCCUAAUGCACACCAUCCUGUUUACCUUUGAUCGCGGUUAGACAGAGAAUCUUCCGCAAACUUAGAUUAAAUUGGAAGCCGUUGAAGCAAGAAGUUUCGUCAACCUUUUAUUGUUUCAAUGUAAGAUUUACUUAUGCUGUUUGCGAAAUGAAGACCAAAACUGUAUCUCAAAGGCUUUAUGUCACAGUUACUUUUUAUGGUGAUAAGCAAUCCUUGCUGUUUGUUUAUCUUUCCAUAAUUUUACCUCUUCAGUUUGUCUUUACCUCAUAUACUUUGGUCUUACUUGUGAUACUUUGCCAAAAAAAAUCAUCAAACUUUUACAAUCUGAACUCCGUCAGAGUUGAACAAUUUUCAUUCGUAAUUGCAAUCAUACAAGGCUGAAUAUUUAUUUUCCCGUGAUCAGGGAAAUCAUGAAUCAAAACUUGUUUAGCAUUUAAGCUCUUGGUGUCAGGUCUAUCAGGUGCAUAAUUCGAAUUCCAAAUUCUUCUUAGAUUUGCUAUGAUUUAUUCACUGUAAAAGUUUUUAAUUUCCUUGUUAGUUUAAGCGGAUGGCUUAGUCUAAACAAAACUUUAAUUUCCGAUGACGUAAGUUUUUCCACUGGGUUCUCGCAAUAUUCAUGUAUAGCUUAUUUCUAUUGAAAAUGAAUACCUUAAGUAUUGACGUAAUCCAAAGCCUUGUCUACAAUCUGGAUUAUGUAAAUGGAUAUGUUUGAAGGAUGCCUUGUAGGAUGACCGUACCGUUUAGAAACCUUACCAAACAUGUCACCGACAUCUGGUGCUCCAUGAAUUAAUAUGUCCAAUUAUCUGGUUAUGAGAGCCAAAUUUGUCACGGAGAGCUCCUUCGUUGUUACUAAGAUUUCCCCAAAUUCUGUUUGACACAAGGCCAAAUAGAAACUGACUUCUUAGUGAGCAUUUUUGCUUGUAAGCAAAGGAUUAUAUAAAGCUUCUAGGUGCAUUUGUGAUAAUCGUAGGACUAUGAAACCCAAUGGUGGCUGUCUCAAUGGACUAUGAAGUCUGAGAACGGACCAGCAUACAGAUAAGGCCAGGAAACGGCAACGGUCUUCGAGUUAAAGGUUGUCGCGUUGGUUCGGCUCGUUUUCUGUAUUAUCCUCUUUGUCACAUUCAUCAUCUCUGCGAUUAAGUCUGAAAGCUCAUAAAGAAUUCACGUCAGUGGUUUGACAGUAAUAUUAGGACAUUCAAUAUCAUAAUUAGCUACAUUGCAACACCUGUGAUCACACGAGCUUCGGGUUGCUCUGACACGCACCAAAAACGCAUUUGCAAAUACGAAUUCAUGGCUCGCGUUAUUUAUUUGCUCCUGGCGCUGGCCUUAGUUAGCAUCAUGUGGACGCCUUCAAACGCUUGGAGACGUCGUAGAAGAAGGCGACGUAGGUGUUCUGUAACCCACUGUAGGGUCAGUAGCUGGAGUUCAUGGAGUUCAUGUAGUCGAUCUUGCGGUGGGGGAACUUCUUCCCGUUCGCGGAGGAAGACUGUCUCCGAGUCUUGUGGAGGAAGAUGUCCUUACUCCCUGUCGAGCUCGAAAAGGUGUAACACAAACUGUUGCCCUGUAAAUUGUGUUUAUACCUGGAGUUCUUGGAGUAGUUGUGUUGGGUGCGGGAUCUCAACGCAGACACGAACACCACGUAUUACAAGAUACAGUUCGUGCAAUGGGAGAUCUUGCCCAGCUAAGCAAACACAGUCUUGUGACACCGGAGUGUAAGUACAACUGAAGUAGAAUAUCUGAUCUAUAUUUCCAUCAGUUAUUUGCGUGUAGGCCUUAGAGAUUGCAGCAUCCUAGAAAUUUUGCUGUAGUUUUAAAUCAUGUCACUGUCUUGUUAAUUCUCAAUGAAACUAUCACGAGGAUCAUUCAUCCAGGCGCAAAUUAAUCACCAUUGUUAUGCAGUAUGUCACUUUAUAUUUCGAACUCGAGGCAGCGGAAAGAUUGUUUUGAGUCGCACUUGACCUUAGGAUUAUAGCAAAGCUCGCUCGAUUCUUGGUUCAUCUGAAUUCUUAUCGAGAGAACACCUGUCCAUCAAGGCUUUAUUUUUUGGACAAUCAUCCUUUCGCUCAAAUCGUCGUCAAAGUCUAAAACAAGUACGACGAUAUUGAUCUAAGUAAGAUAAACGUUUCUUAUACGGCUUGAUUUUCACCCACCAAUUAAUCAGGUCACGCGGGAGGCCAAGCAUGUAUGUGAUAAAUCGACUGACCCGAUGUGUAUGCCAAGUUUCAGCAAUUAGUACCCUCUGGGCUUAAGUGGUGGUCUUUUAUGAAUUCUUAGCGCUAAAGUUUCCAGUAGAUCUUUGAAAGCGUAAUAUGAACGCGGUUUUUUGGGGGUUUUUUGUUUUUUAUUUUUGUUUUUUAUUUUGUUUUUCUUUUAAAUCGGUUUAAUGUUGACUAGCUGUCUUAAGAGAACUUUCCGAAAAUGUUAUCGGGAUAAAAGCUGCAGGAUAUUAAAGACGGCCUUUUAUUACAUUUUAUUUGUUAACGUCAUCCGUCACCUGAUAAAUCGGCCAGUGUCGGAAAGUUUUUUUUUGUGUGUGUGUGUGUGGGAAACAUUUAAGUUGCGCCGGAUUCGAUUAAUUUAAUUUACUGUUAUUACAAAUCAUCGAUUGAUUUAAUUUUUUUGGAAGAGAAACACAUCUGAAUUCUCUACCCAAGCUCGGAGAUGGUUUGCUGUAUUUUUUUGCUUUGAUCUGAUGAACGAUAACGGUACGAUGUAGCCACAAACCUGUCCGAUUAAGAGUUUAGUGUUAAAAUUCGUAGACCUAGUUCAAUCUUAGACAUGAUUAUUCAUUGCUCGACCUCAAACCUUGUCACGCUUACAAGCUGCGAGAGAGUCUAGUCUUCGUCUUUCAUAAAGUCAUUAUUCUGCAGGCAAAAUUUUCCCUAUUGUCUUCCUUUCUGUGAUCCUGGUAUGCGCUUAUGCACGUCGGGCCUACUUAACAGGCGAUUGGAUCACGAGAUAAAUCGCAGGAUAAAUAUUAUGUGUUAAAGUAAAUACAGCUCAACCCCCAAACUUACAUGCGAUAUAAUAACUCGUAAAAAAAAUAUGAAAUUAUUAAAAAAUAUUAACAUUAUUCAUCGAUUGAUUUAAUUUUUUUGGAAGAGAAACACAUCUGAAUUCUCUACCCAUGCUCAGAGAUGGUUUGCUGUAUUUUUUGCUUUGAUCUGAUGCACGAUAACGGUACGAUGUAACCACAAACCUAAUAAUUUUACAAGAUAUUGGGGCAAAUUCAAAUACCUUAACCAUACCAGUGUGGUGCAUGGGCAAGUCAAGGAAAUAUUCACAUAUCUUUCAGCAGAGACUGAGCAAUAGGGCCUCGGCACGUACUGCUAAUUCGGAAGCGAUGUCUUUCAAAAAGGUUUGGGACAGUAAUUAAUCAGGUCUUAAAGUCGUCUGGUAUUAUACACUGAGGUCAAAUUGAAGAUCUCUUCGGAUCGCGACAUUUUCCUGCUUGUUAGAGGCAUGAGGAGGUUUCUUUUGGUCAAUUUUGUGCUCUUUGUGGUGUUUUGUUCUUUAAUUGGUCCGUCUGGGUCAUGGCGAAGAAGGAGAAGGAGAAGACGGUGCUCGCGAAGGGAUUGUAUUCUGAACAGCUGGGCGGCAAGCGGGAGCUGUUCAAAGAGUUGUGGUAGCGGAUAUAUGGUUCAACGGAGGUCUGUUUAUAGAUGGUCCAGUUGCGGCGGUACGCGUUGUCCUUCUUACUCCAGUUCUCAACGAUAUAGAACUGUUUCGUGCAAUACGCAAUGCUGUCCAGUUAACUGCCAGUGGACGUGGAACUCCUGGAGUCCAUGUAUCGGUUGCGGCGUAUCACAACAAAGUAGAACGAUGCGUAUUAUACGUUCCAACUCGUGUGGGGGUACUGCGUGUCCAAGUUCUAGACGUCAGACGCGAAGUUGUAAUACCGGAGUGUAAGUUUUUCAUUACUUCUUUUAGCUUUAGAAGAUCCCGCGUUGAGCCCUAGAAAGUCGAUGCAUGAUUCUUGUUUAUCCUUUCAGAUGUCUGAGCAACAUCUUGAUACGUUCGCCUUAAAUAAGGGCAAAGCAAAAGCACUGGAAAUAUCUUACUUGUCUCAAUGAAUAUCCAACAAGUGGCUAACUGUUUGUUUUUUGUUUCCUAGUUAAUGUUAAAGUUCUGACUUUCUGACCGUUCUAUUUUCGUUUUGCUUUGGUGCAUUUUUACGCGUCAAAAAGUGAACAAUAUCCAUAAAGCGUUUGUUUUUAUGUGCUCAGGUGGUGCCAUACAAAAGAUAAGUUCAUCAUUUUCCUCGUCUGGCAUAUCUUCCUCAUUCGCUUCUUUAACUGUGUUUCCGUUUCUUUCCCUACUUCACGGGGAACUAUGAAGUCAGUUCAACUUAAGUUUCACAUUUAUGCAAUGCUACUGCGACUUAUUUUUUUAGAGAGCUAAGUCCCAAAUUAUUUUCGGUUUUUAGAGCGGGGAAACGCUUUCAUAUCCCCUCUGACUUAAAGUGGGUAGUGAUCAACACACUUUCGACAGUUGUUUCACCUUUUUCGUGAUUCAAUGGCAGAACGCGAUAUGUUCCUUCAGUACCCCUAGGAGAAUUUGCUUAACAGUUGAAGCUUCUUAGGUUAGCGAUCAUUUUCUUCAUUCUCAUGAUCUUAAUUAAUGAUUCAGCAGUAUUACUGUAAGGAGAAAUUAGAUUAUUGUCAUCCUAAGAGUUUGAAGGGUUAAAGCAGAUGCAAUGGAUUAUGGAUAAUAUUUUGUUGAGAUGGGAGAGAUUUUGUCAAGAGGAGCAGGGGCUCCAUCUCCAAUUCUAUCAUCUACUGCUUCUUUGCGUGAUGUCUUCAACCUGCACGGGUCACUUCCUUUGUUUUCCAUCAGUCUGUGACCCUAGGCUUUGCUUUUACUUGUCGUAUCCUGUAACAGGCCAUAGGAAGUUUCCAAAACAAAGGAUGUCAAAAAGAAAAAUAGUGUUGAUUUGGCUUUCCCCUGAGCAGUAAAUCUUGUUUCUUGACGAGAUAAAUUUAAAGUUCAUUUACCCAAAGUAUGAUAUUAACAAAACAAGGUAGCGUAACGCUUGGAAGUAAUAGGAAUUAUGAUGUUUGUUUGUUUAUUCAAGACUAAUUAUUCUACUAUUACUCGCGCCAAGUUCAGCUACACGCAAAAGACGUUAUUUUUACGUAAAAAGAAACUACCAUUUUACUUAAUGUCCUAUCUUUCAAAUGAUAAGUUUGUAAAAUUUCAUCGUGAACCUGCCUUGAAUAAAAAUACACCAAUUACACCGGUGCAGGAAUAUUUCAAGAUCUGCAUAGACAAGUCUUUAAGAAAACAUUCCAUCUUGCAGCGGUCAAGAAAAUACAGUUAAUGGCUGAAAGGCUUGUCUGGAAGUUGCGGCAUUCAUAAAGGAUUAGGAAACAUAAUACAUUGGGUUUAAAAUUGCUUUGCCCUUUCCUCUGAGGUUAUAAUAAAGAUUCCUUUAGAGGGCAACACUUUGCCCAUAAGAAGUAUGAGGAGCUUCCUUUGCCUCGCUUUUCUCAUCUUUGCUUCGUUGUGCGCCCUAAUUGGUCUGUCUGAGUCGUGGAUAAGAAGAAGGAGAGGUAGAAGGGGAGGAGGAAGGAGGCGGUGCACGCGCCAAGAUUGUGUUCUCAAUAGUUGGGCCACUUUCGGUAGCUGCUCCAAGACAUGUGGUGGUGGGUUUUUGGUUCAACAACGGUCUGUUCGAACUUGGGCAAGAUGUCGUGGUACAAAGUGUCCUUAUUAUUACAGUUCUCAACGAUAUAGAACUGUUUCGUGUAACACACAAUGUUGUCCUGUUAACUGCUGGUGGACAUGGAACUCCUGGGGUCCAUGUCAAGGUUGUGGCGUGUCACAGCAAACCAGGACGAUGCGUAUUAUAACAUCCAACUCAUGUGGCGGUACUGCGUGCCCAAAUUCUAGAAGUCAGACGCGGAGUUGUAAUACUGGAGUGUAAGUUAUAAAAUUUGUUUCCGAUGUUUUGGUUUAGUUUGCGAUAAAGCUCAUACCGAUCGACCGUCGAAAAGCCUGACUCGUGAAUUGUUCCUUUCCUUUAGUAGUUAUUUAUAUACCUUCACCUGUCUAAACGACUUGUCAAUACCUGUAUCUAUUUGCUCGAACCAACGAAAGACAAACAAAAGCAAAGGCAAAAAACAAGAGAAAGGCUAACGAACCUCAAAAAGGCCGGCAAUAAUCCAAUACUAACAUAAAAAAGCAUUUAACUGCAUUGCAAAGCUCAGCAAUGGCCUUGCAAUCUAUGUAAUUUGUAAAUUGAGAAGUGUGUUUUACUUUAUCAAAGUUGUACCGGAAAGGCGCAAAGAAGUUAACCCGGUUUUACUGCACUAUAUACAAAUCAAUAUCAAUAUUUGGUUCAGUUGUGAUACAGUUGUGAUGAAUGGCUGGUUCAAAAUGAAAGUCUUGCUGAAAUGUUUGUUUCCGUAACUCUGCUGCAGUGUCUUCGCAACAUUACCGUUCGGGUGCGAUCUAUAAAGUGAACUUGUAUAUCCUCGGGUACACGCGUUGGUCGAGCUCUAUCGCGAGCUCUCUACUAACGCAGCUGUCCUUCCACCAGGUUUAAUAUACUUUUAAGAAUUGUUAGAUUUUAGUAUUCGUUAAAAAAUACAGCAUUUAGUUACCAAAAGCAGUGAGAAGCAACGAAUAGGAAAAAAGGAAAGAGAGCAGGAGGUGUUAAAAAUAACUGCUACAGGUCAAUUACAUUUUCUCUCUCCUUUCAAGUGUGGCUGACCGUCUCUAGAAUUUCAAAAUGUGAAAAGAUCGCUUAAAAGAGUGCAUAACUAAUCGAUGAAAGGCCGCAGAGGACAACGUAGUCUACUCUAGUUAGAGGGCUAAAGAGAAGGAGACUUAGCAUUUGUGGUUGCAGGGUCUUUUUCGUGCCCUUCCCCUUCUGCUUGUUUUGUGGCUCAUUUCCUUUAGUUUUCUGUUCAGUUUUAGAUAUUGGAAUACGCCACUGCCUGUCCUUUAUUGGAAAUGAUAGAGACUCGAAGAAUAGAUGAUUUCCAUUAAUCAUAAAUGUUUGUGUGUUUCCAAGAUGUUAUGCCAAAAUUUAAGUUUUAUGUCAAUAAAGCGGGUACCGAGCGUGCUCUAAACAAAGAAAUCUGAAUAUUACAUUUAUUUCUUUCGGCAAUUAAAGGGAUCUAAUGUCGCAGCCAGAGGGCUCUUUAUGGGAUACCGUAGAAUACAAAAGAAUGCAAACAAAACAUGAUAUGGUAAAAUGCCGCAUAUAGCAGUAUACUUUGUCUUAUGAGUAGGGAUGAGACUGAAAGUAUUAUCAGAGUGCAUCACUUUACUCUCUUGAUUGUUAUCUGAAAAGUAUGAGAAACUUCGUUCUGGCCGCUCUUGUUGUAUCUCUGGUAUUGUGCGCCCUUAUUAGUUUUUCUGAGUCGUGGUUAACUCGCCGAAAUCGGCGGGCAACCCGAAGAAGGCCAUGUACUCAACGAGUAGAUUGUGUUCUUGGAAACUGGAGGACAUACAGAAGUUGUUCAAAGACCUGUGGUACAGGGUACUCAGUUCAGCAAAGGCCAGUCAAAGUUUGGCCGAAAUGUGGUGGUAGAAGGUGUCCCUAUUAUUAUAGUUCCCAACGAUAUAGGACUGUCUCCUGUUAUACCCAAUGUUGUCCUGUGAACUGUUGGUGGACAUGGAACUCCUGGAGUCCAUGCCAGGGUUGUGGCGUAUCUCAACAAAACAGAACAAUGCGUAUUAGAAGGAAAAAUACAUGUGGUGGCAACGCGUGCCCGAGUUCUAAAAGUCAGUCGCGAAGCUGUAAUACCGGAAUGUGAGUUUGUUUUCAAUUUUUACCUUUUAUUUCAAUUUUUGUAAAGAUCCUCAGAAAUCUCAGCACUUAUCUUUGUUCUCCAACUAUUUUUUUUCCUUUUUUACCCGUUUCAAACUGCUUACUCCUUGCAUUUACCUACAGAAAAAGUCCCUAUUGACGAGGCGAUGGGGUAUUGAUGGGUCUUUUUGCAAGGGAAAAGCGAGCAUCUUGAAUAGUCAUUAGUUUCUCCUUUUAUAUUUUUUAUCAUUUGUCCUUUUUACAUUCUGUUCCUAUUGGCCUCGAAAUCCAACAUAAAAGCUAAAACUUGCCUCGAGUCAGGCUUGCAACAGCGCAUUGCUCGAAAGUUAGAGAAUUUAUACUCUUAUCUCUGAGUAAGUGUUCCUUUUAUGUAUGAGUGUUCGCUUCGAGUAGAUGAAUCGUCCGUGUUUGCUUGGGUAAUGUAUUAUUUGUGUGACUAGCUUGACUCAUGACAAAUGUACUUGAAUUUGAAAAGAAUCACAGUACAGACUUAUUGACAGUUUUCUCAAUAUGGUCUUACGAUUUGGCGAGAUAUUGCCUGAGAAGCACACAUUACGCAACGCGUUUUAAUGUAAUUUGAUUUUCUUGACAUAAUGUCCAUGUGAAGAAGUCGAUAUGAGAUUGCGGCUGGGAACGUGCUUGAAUUUCCGGCGCUUAUGAAGUUGUGACGCUAGCUAUCAUGCAACUAAAAGAUCUUGAGGGAAAACCCGCCAUUGUAAGAGUUUAAGUCAAAACAUUAGAGUUUUAAGGCAACUGUAAUCUGCGUACUGGCCGUUUUAAUCUCACUUAACGCCCCAAUUAACGCCAGUUACGUAGGCGAAAGCAACAAUUAUGCAUCGUCAUUAAGUGAGUGAAGCAAUAACAAAACAGGCAAGUAACCUUUAGGAACAAGCUCCUGCUUGUCGUGUUAAUUGAGAGCCGGUGUCACAGGUCAAUCGACUCACACGAAAUUAAUCAUAUAUACAAAGCAUAUGACAUUCCUCAUGCUGACAGCAUUUAAUUUAUAAUUGAUAAUUUCAAGUGUUCUCGUGCCAUGAAUCACUCUCAGUGACUAGAAUUGACCUUAUUGAGCAUUAAAACACUUUUAGCGCCUAAACGGAAAGUUGAUACAAGUUAUUGCAGAUAUUUAGACUCAGCCAUCAUUUUGAGAGUAUUGUAUCACGUUGUUGACGACCGGACGUUUGCUUGAUUUUCAUCUCAAAUUUGUCGCGCCGAACUGGUGCUUGUUUUGACAUGUGUUACGUAAAUAAACAAAGUGGCUUCCACACAAAUCUUAAUCACUAAAUAACGCCGUCCUUGCUCUUUCUGCCUUUUUCAAAAAAACAUGUCUAUCUUCUGACGAAACAACACUGCAGUAAAAUAGAUCAAUUCUUGGUCAACAACACUAGGUAUUCGUAUUGUUGAUCAGAUAAUGAAUAGAUAAUUUUUUUUUUAAAAGAAAACGUUUAUUUCGCCAAUUUCUUUUACUUUUGUUUCUCGGCUGGAAGAAAAACUAGGUUGAAAAUCUCAGACUAAAAUCUUUACCAUUUGUACAGGAUUCGGAAGAAAAGCAUUAUGUAAUAAUAUUGUUCCUUAUCGCUAGCAGAUUAGCAUGUUAGUUUGCGGUUCUAAAAAAGAAAACUUCUGACUCGAUUUGAUGUGAAUAGCAGAGUCUGAAUUGGAUAGUAGUUGCGAUAAUAAACAAAGUUUAAAAUGACAGGUAGCUAAUCUUACGUUGUGUAGAUGUGUUUUAAAAACCGGAUUACCGGUAAGUUGUCAAAUAUAAAUUUCAGGUAACACAAGCAUAAUUAUUGUUUUAAGAAGAAUAUUAGCUGAUACAACCGCCUCAUUACACUUACGCCUAAGAUUUAUAUCCAUUCAUAAUGCCUUCAACCGCUUAAAAAUGAUUUUUUUACUGCACAAUGAUAUACAUGCAAGCACGUUGACACAAGUUCCAGCGGAAGUUUUUAUAACCGGAGUUUUGACCUUUUUCCAGAUCCUCAUGACGUUAGAUCUUAACACGUAAAAUACACGCACGUUGCAAGAAGCUUAAAUGAUCCAUCGUAGGUAUAUUUCUCGGAGUAAAUUGUACAUGGGUCUGUACAUAAAUCAUGAAAGCUUUGCUUCUUUAAUUUGCGACCGAUUUUUGGAUUGCUAUAUUAAUGCUACGUGUCUUUUGGAGCCGUGUUUCCGGGUCUUUGCCUAUACAUACACACUGACACCGAUCGUGUGCCCCGACUUUGUGAAAACCGUUCUUAAAAUGUUUGUAACGGUAUAUUUGUCUUUGUUAUGAAUGACAUGACAUAAAUAUUGCGUUACCGGAAUGUUAUUAAAAGCGCAUUGCUGAUUUUAUGCCUUGUUUCUUUUUGAACAAAGGCACAACUUUUAAUACUCCUUAAGUUGACAUAUUACCGUUUUAAUGAGACUCGAUUUUAAUUUGUGACCCUUAAAAUUGAAGUUACUAGUAAUAUGAAAUAAAAGAUAGAAAGAUACGAAAGCGAAAAAUCAAAGAAUUAAAGGUAAAUUAAAGGUCAGGUAUUUAUAGCGAAUGCAAACGACGAUAUAUGUGAGUUUUACCUUUUUUGAGUUACAAACUAAUGCUCCUCUAGAGCUUAUUAGCUUUGCCGUGAUUUUAUUUUUUGAAAACGCAUAUUAAUUUUAGAAUUAGUAUUGACCCUGUUAAGCAUCAAAACACUUUUAGCGCCUAAACGGAAAGUUGACACCGUUAUUGCCAUCAUUCUGAAAGUAUUGUGUCACGUGGCUGACGACUUUUGUUUGACUUUCAUCUAAAACUUGUCGCGCGGCGCCGAACUAGUGGUUGUUUUGACAUGUGUUACGUAAAUAUAACAAAGUAGCGUCUUAGAAAAUCUUGAUCACCAAAUAACGUUUCUACCUUUAGGAAAAAACAUGUCUAUCUUAUGACGAAACAUCCCUGCAGUAGAACAGAUCCGUUCUUGGUCAACAAAACACGCUAUUUGUAUUGUUUAUUAGAUACUUGAAACGCUUUUUGACGCCCCUGCGUUAAUUUGCGAUUAAAAUCGUACCAUAAAAUCACUUGAAAUUCUACGCCAACUUUAAUUGUCACAAACUUCUCGCUUCACAUUGAAAGAUCGUAUUUCAAGCACUACUUCGCUAUUCCGGUGUUUAGCCCGCUUACUACGCGCUUAAUUAAAUCAUCCGGCUAUGAAGGUCGCAACGAUUUUUGUAGCACUGGCUUGUGUGAGCUGCUUCCUCUCCACCGUGGAGUCUUGGCGUCGCAGACGGAGACGUCGAUGCUAUCGUAAUUGCACGCCUGGUAACUGGGGAAGAUGGAGCACCUGUACAAGAUCAUGCGCCAGGGGGACACAAGUUCGCACAAGGGGGAUUUCUGUGGCGGCUGCUUGCGGUGGUUCAUGCAACUACAAGCUGAGUGAGACCAGAUACUGCAACACACAAUGUUGUCGCGUCAAUUGUGCCUGGAGCUGGAACUCGUGGAGUCCUUGUAAUGGCUGCGGCAUGUCGACGAAAACACGUACUAUGAGUAUAACUCGAUAUCCGAGCUGCAGGGGAACGUCUUGCCCCAGUCAGAGAAGUCAAACCAUAAGUUGCAAUACUGGAAUGUGAGUUAUUUUGAAAAAGUUAUAUUUGAAAACUUUUCAGUUUCGUAGGCGUGCAUUUGGUAUUAAAGUACACAGCCUGCUAGAAGUCCCCUGUUGUUUUGGGAACAUAAACCUCCUGUCUGUGUCGUCAAUUCUUAUGUUUCUUAUUGUGGAAAACGGUACGUGUUCUCUUUCUUUGACGUUUUUUGUUUCCUUAAACAAUUUCCAAAUUCUGUUUCUCGAGUUUAAACCAAAUGAAUAGGUAAAAUCUGCCUUGUACGAUUACAGAGUUUAUGAUCCAUUAUUAAUAAUUAAUUCUAAGUAGCGUUAUAGUAUAUUUUUGUUGACGCAUGGCGGAAAAUGUAAUUCUGCCUUUCAGUAAAACGAGAAAUUUAACGAGGUUCGUGGCACACUAGCCAUUAGCACACAAAUUUCUUGUUGCGUGAAAAUUCGAGAUUUGUUACUGUUAUAUUUUAUGUGCCCUGACAUGAUCUUGCUGCCCUCUCUUAGUGCAGAAAAAAAAACAGACGGAACAUGAUGUAACCUUUGUGGUUAUGGUUAUCUAUUGCCGUGUCACGUCUGACUCUGUGCGUAUGUUUUUUUUCUUGUUGUCCUUGCAAAACGCGAUGAGAUUAUAUAUUAAUUGAGACAUGAGUUGGCGUUUAACAUCUUUUUUUUUUUUAUCGCUGUAGAUCUUCGAUAAUCCCGAUGGAAAUGAUUAAACUGAAGUUUUAAUAAAAGAACUUAAUUUAGAUCUGUACGCUAUUAGAGUUAGAUAUGCUUAGGUCGCAGAGAUUAUUGACUAAUUAACUUCUUUUGUUUGCGUUCUUUGGUAUAAACUUCUAAUUUUUCUCUAACUUUGCCGCCUACCACACGUUCCUUUCUGAGUAAGGAGGGACAGUAACUAGUUUACAUUCUUUGAGCCUCAAAUCUUACUAGAAAGCUUAAUAAAGCCCUUUCUGUUUACUUAUGGUACCUGGCACUGGCGCGCACCAAUUUCACUCGCAUAAUUCAUCUGGUUAUGUGUUGCGCAACGCAAAUCGAGAUCUUCUCGAAGCAGAAAGAAUUGGCCUCGAGUUUUCUCACGAGAGAUCCGAACGUGGUACUUUUUCUUAUAACCGUGACUCGGUGGAUGAUUCGUUACGUGAUUUUCUGGAGAAAUGGCUCGCAAAUUGAUGGAGUCGGAUAUUUGUACAUAUUAUUAUUUACUAUUUUAAGAUUGAAACGGAGCCUUCCAAGACAAGUGAAAAACUUGUCAGGAGAAAAGGAAAAAACUAUAAGCCCAGUAUACUGAGAGCAAGAUUUUGUGUCUUUCCGUGCUCAGAAGAGUAUGAGAAUGACUGAAUAUAUAAUCACAUGUCUUUAUGUGUUUACCUUUCAGUUUAUUACGGGUAUCAAAACUCAGAAUGGCAUAUUUUCGCAACCAUUGCAAAAUCUUCGAGCGAAAAAAUUUCGCAAAAGUAAUUCGAAGAUUAUUGCAUUUGAUUUAUUUUAAACGGUUUCAAGAGUUUUUUUUUUUUUUCAGAAAUAAAUUAUGUUAAAAAAGGAUUAACUUUGUCCUCAACAAGACCGUUAAUUCAAAUUUUUAUCCAAAACUUUUAAGAAGUAAAACUGUUGCUCAAGGUCUAAGCAGUAGGUGAGAAUUUAUCGGCGCAAAUCUGCCUUGGCUCUAGUCAGGCUUAAUUCAUGAACGGGUUAAUCUGAGCAACUAAGUUUCCAAACUGUUCCCCGUUACAUCGAACCAACUUUAUCGAUGUAUGGGGAACAUCUGAGAAUUAGUGAACAGAACAGACUAAUCAGGAGACUAAGCGGAUAGAAGCAAAUUUAAUUUAAGAAAAUAAAUAUGAGCUCAACGUGAUCUUUUGUUUCGAAACAGAUGCUGUCCAGUUAAUUGCGUAACUGACAAUUGGUCAAGUUGGUCAGGCUGCAGUGCUGCGUGUGAACAGAACGGCAAACGGGUUCGAACACGUUCAGUCAUAACACAGUCUAGCUGCAAUGGUACUCCUUGCGGAACCCUCCGAGAAUCGAAGUCAUGUAGAGGACCCUGUUGUCCAAGAGACUGUCAGGUUAGUGUCCAAGGUAUUUUGUAUAGAUAACCGAUCCGCUUGUCGUAGGGUUAAGCACUUAGUCUAAUGCUUAAUGCACUGCUAGUUUCCUAUAUAUAUUAUAUAUAUUAUAUAUUAUUGAAAAAAAGCUCAAAUAUAGAGUUAACACAACGUUUAAUGGGAACAUUUUCAUCCUUGUGCGCCUGCGGAACGUAAAAAGUCAAAUAACUAAUAUACAAAUUUGAUCAUGAAGCCUCUCUGAUCUUCCAAAAAUAGGUAAAUGCUGAAAUGAUCUUUGAAAAAAGCCACUCAGAACCUCUUUUGGAGUGAGUUUUCCCCAAUUUGUUGUUCAAUUAUGCUGGUAACGAAAUUAGCAGCUAGCCGUACAAGAUAUUUACGUAUAAAGUUUCUUUUCAGUUAUUAUUAUAAUGUUGCUGAUACUUUCACGAAAUUGUUUAUGAAAAAGUCAACUACUUUGUCGAAAUUGCUUAUGAGCAUGCUAUCUGAUUUUAUGUCAUCAGGUCACUAACUGGUCUAGUUGGGGGAAGUGUAUAGCUCCGAAGGGAAGGUGCUCUGUCAACAGUGGAACAGAGACAAGAUCUCGUAACGUCACUUCACACCCAAGCUGUGGUGGAAAACCCUGCCCAUCCUUAAGCCAGUCAAAAAGAUGCACACCUGUUCCCAUUCCCUGCAAGGUAGGCGUUGGUUUGUUGAUGUAUCCUUGUUUUUGUGUGUGUGUUAUUUCUCCGUUCUUGUCUUCGUUUUGUUCUGUUUUGUUUUGUUUUGUUUUAUUUUGUUUUACUCGAAUCCUUUUCCGUCUUGGAUUUAAUAUUUACUACAUAGGUUUACUUGUUUUACUAUAUCAUCUUAGUGACAUUAGACUCAUUUUUUGUUAUCAUAAAUUCUGUUUUUGAUCAAAACUUCUUAUUGCCACUUACUGCACCUUAAGAUGAACUCAUGGAGUUCAUGGAGCCCUUGUACCCCACUGAAUGGCAAAUGUGGGCCAGGUACUCAGUACCAGACACGUAGUGUGGCGACUCAGCCUUAUUGCAGCGCGGCGUGUCCGGCAAGCAGGCAAACACGUUCGUGCAAGCACAGUUGUUGUCCUGUUGAUUGCGUGGUGUCGACGUGGACUGCAUGGAGUGCUUGUUCAACAACAUGCGGCACAGGUAGGUGGCACGCGUUCAUAUCACUGAACUUGAAACACUUGAAAUGAAAUAAACGCUUUGAUCUGAGGAUGAAGUAAAGAAAAUGCAAAGUAAAGAGCUAUCUUCGCUGCAAUUAAAGAAGAGAACCCUGAAAGAAUUCAGGCUUCGACUGAGUAUCAUGUUGGGAUCAGAGCAGUUUUAAGAAGAUUUUCUUUCAAGUGGCUUCGUGGCUCAGUUGGAAGAAGCGCCUAGCGAGGAUCUGGGAGGCACGUCUUUUAGUCCUGUCUACGCCUGAAUUUUUUUGAGGUUUCUUUCUGCAAUUGCUUUUACUGCAACUUACCUGUGAAGCUUUUAGCUUUUAUUAGUUUAAUUGAUUUGAUUAGAACUUGAAACGUUAGUUACCCAAGGGCGUCAUCUCGAAGGGAAUAUUGCUCUUACUGUUAACUCAUAACAUCGUUGCUUCAUUAAGAGGAUAAUUAACAUUGGCGUAAAAAGGGUAAACGGUAAACAUUUUUCAUUAGCUUAUUAUUAUUUUUUUUUUUUUAAGGUUCAAGGACUAGAACACGAAACAUAAAUACCCAGCCUUCUUGUGGUGGCAAAUCUUGCCCAGCACAGAAAGAAACAAAAUCUUGCUCUCAGUACAACAACCGUGACUGUGUAAUGUCCCUUUGGACAGCCUGGUCACUCUGCAGCAAUGGCUGUGGUAGCGGUACGUCCACUCGAACACGCACUAUCAAAACGACAGCGUUAUGCCGCGGAAAAGCAUGCGGAGCAAGAACAGAAAGUAAGCGGUGCACUGACUUCCGAGACAACAGGGACUGUGUGGUAAGUAACCCUACCGUUGCCAUGUUUUGUAAGAGUUGAAUUAGAAUUACUGCAGAAUAUGUCCAUAACAUUGACAAUGCACUUAAUCUGCAAGGUAGGAAGUAUCUCAUUGGUGAGUCUACGUUACUUGGUCAAUAGAGGUAGAGAACUGUAAUUUGGUAUUAUCAACUGAGUCGAUAACGUAAAUUGGCCACCGUUAAGUGUUUCCAAGCUGACGUUUGGAGCGUUAGCCCUUCGUCAGAGCGAAUGACGAAGGGCUAACGCUCGAAACUUCAGCUUGGAAACUCUAUACGGUGACCAAUUACAUCUCAACUCAGUUGAUAUUGCCCAAUUACACUGUUAUUUUUCCCACCGACGCAGCACCACAGUCUCGUUAGAAACCCCCUUUAUUCAUUAGAGAUAGGUAGUUCGCCGGGCACGUCGAUAAACAUUUCUUCCGCUCUUUCCGUUACCUCUCUCCCUUCACACCCUACACUGCUUGACAAAUUAAAAAAACAAUUAAUUUCUGCAAACUUCACGCAGACUUCACGCAGAAAUACUGUGUUUUCUUCAAGUUGCCAGAUAGUGAGCUCGGCGUCCGCUUUACAGGCUGUAUGCAGGACUGACUCAUUCUCUACGAGAAUGUAUCUUCCGCUAAAUUUCUCACGUUCUCUUCGUGGAGUUUGACAUUACUCGUUCAGUAGUAUUUUGCUUUUGUGUUUCAGGUGAACUCUUGGGGUUCGUGGGGAGCCUGUAGUGAAAAGUGUGCUGUUGGAUCUAAACAAAGGACGAGGACUAUAAAGAUUACUAAAAGGUGUCAAGGUCGAGAUUGCCCGGCUCUACAGGUACGUUUCUCGAGGAAAGAAAGACUGUCUCUCAUCUUCCAGUGAGGGAAAGUAUAAUUGACUGAUGUGAAAUACUCUUGCAGCAUGUUGACAUCACAUAAGGCCGAACAACGGCAUUGCUUUUGCAGAAAAAUGAAUGCUUGCUUUUCGAACUAGUUAUGCAGUUGUAUGUACCUUUUCAGCGGGUUCACGCGAUUAGCCUAACCCUGCGGAUUUGCGGUCUUUCCUUAGAUUUGUUUGGGUUUUUUCGUUUGUUUGUUUAUAUGAUUGAUUUUAUUCUACUGUGCGAAAAUAAUGGACCCAAAUCGUAGACGGGCCUUUUGCUGCUACUGUCGUUUCUCUCCGCUGCCAAGCUCAACCUCUUAAAUAUUUAGUAAUCCAUUCUUCAUUGCCUGUCUUUCCCAAGGUUCGUUUAGACAUCUAAAUGGUCAGUAAUUACUCAUUUGCGAUGUCGUCUCACUUCGCUUUUUCGCAGAAUACUACUCAGUGUGGAACCCCAAACAAUGGUUGCCUACACAAGUGCAGCAAUGGUGUAUGUUCAUGCAACAAUGGUUACUAUCUGGCCACGGAUAGGAAGAACUGUAUCGCUAAAGAUUGCAAGAUGCCAAAACCGUCAUACUGUGCCCCAGGUAAAUUCAUAGCACUAAGUCAAACCCCGUUCUACAAAACAAGGUCUUAGGUAUAAGCGUGAACAUAACGAAGGAAUUGACGGCAAAUCAACGAAUUAGAACAGUGGGUUAAAAUAUUAAAUAAAAGCUGAAUCUUCUUCCACACUGGGACCCCCGUCUAGGACGAAUUGAGACAUAAAUUCGCAGUUGGUGGUCGUAAAGGAUGAAAAAAUAUUGGUUACCAUGGAGAUUGUAGUCGAGGAGAGUUUGGGUUCGUGUCAGCUUUCUCGUUCCUAUUUAGCUGCCAUGCAAAACCCAAUACUAAAAAUCAUUUUGUCAUAUAUUGGAAAUCGCACAUCAAACUAAAUAGGGCAGUAAAAUUAAUUCUACCAGAGAUAGGUUUGGAAAAUAAUUUUCAACAAUCCUCUUUGAAACUUAUCACAAGGUGCCUAGGCAGUAUUUAUCAUUGAUAUUGUUGAUUAGAUCUGCGCAAAAAUGCUGGGGGGGCAUUGUUAAUUAAUAAUGUGUGAAUCUUACUCUUCCCGAUCAUCUGAGUGAAUUUUUUUUCAACUAUCGACCUAUUCAAAUAGAAAACAAAACAAACAAAAUAAUGCAAAAGUCUCUUUUCGGUGUUGAUUUUCUUUUGUAGAGUUGCUUUGAACUCUUACUGAGAAAUUCACUAACUUCUUGUCAUAGUUGACGAUAACAAUUGCAAAAGAUGUAUUCUUCUCCCAAGUUUGUCGUGCUGUUAAUUCCAUUUUUUUUAAUUCAAUUUUUUUUGAUAGGACCUCUGUCCUUCAAUUAAAGCAGGAUUUUUUCUCCAGCUUAUAAAGAAAGUUCGUGCUUCAUGAAUGCAACUUAUAAUUUUUAUCGUGCAGGUUUAUAGAUAGGAUAAGAAAGUGUUUUCUUGAUGAAGUGUUGACGAAAAGAAGAGGCUCAAACUCUCGGUUAAAUUAGAAUAUUUUAAGGGAAGGUUUCAGAUAUUCGAAUUGUUUUCAAAGGUUUCAGAAUUUUUACGCAAAACAAAGGUGGCCCAAACUUGAUUAGUAAUUAAACAAUGCCGCGUCAAUAAUCUUAGUAAAAAAUCUCUGAGUUAAGUGUUGUCUUUAAUCUUUUCACUUUCAAGGCCUGAUUCGCAAUUCUCUCCUUCCGCUGCCAUGUAUUUCCUUGUAAAUUAGUUAAGCGAAUUUGGUGUUACAUCAAGAUGACAUUAAGCUCAAACGUUUGUCUGAUCUCGUUUGUAAAUACAAUGGUAUUGUAUGAAGAAAUUGUGCUGGAUGUUGCUCACUUCAAGGUUUUCCCUCAUAGGUACAGCUCUCGGUAGCACUUGCAAGCAUGCCCUUGUCACGUGCCCGGGAAACAAGACCACUUAUCCUGUCACAUGCUCGCUAGGAUGUCCUAAAGAUUAUUCUAUAAAAGGAGCCUCUAAAGUCACGUGUCAGACAUCAGGGCAAUGGUCAACAUAUGCUACGUCUUAUUGCCGACGUAAUAAUGAUCCACCUUCUCAGGUCAGUGAUGAUGCUAAAAUUGAAAGAAAGCGUGGUUUAGAAUUAGUAAGAAGGGGGUGACAAGCUAUUGACCAGCGGAUCGGGUCAAUAGGUUGGAUGCUACCCUCUUAGUCUUAGUGAUAGGUCAUAUACUAGGGACUUGGUGGCCUUAUGCUUAGCAAGCUGAAUUCUGGGUGACGAGGUCAAUUUUCGAGCCCUGGUCAAGGUCAUGGCGUUGUGGUCUUAGGUAAGACACAUCACUCUCGAAGUGCUUCUCUCUAACCGGUAUUAUAUAUUGGUACAGGUAAACUGUCAUUGAAGCAUGAUGAAAUACCUCAAGGAGUAGUAGCAACGCUGUUAUGUGUUUAAAAGCUGUUUCAUAGUGAUGUUACAAAAAGGCAACAAAACCACCUCUAACGUAUUUAACCCUCUACAGCCUGACAUCAGUAUACAUUGUCUCCAUAACAUUCUCCAUACAUUUGCUAUGGUGCUGACAAAGAGAAUUUGUUUAACAAUCAAGAACUUCUGUAGUUGAUGAUCGUUUCCUUUAUUCUCAUGACCUCAAUGUUUGCUUUAAGGGUGAUGCUGAUAGGGGAAAAUAUUUAUUAAUCACUCGUAGGGAUUAAAGGGUUAAUGGACUCGUGUGCCAAAACACCCGAUUUAGCAUAGCAACCAUCAGUGGUCUCUCUCGGUUUGGUCACAGUUGCAAAGCAUUUCGCAAUACCAAUAGAAAAUAGUACUCUUGAUCACAAAUUGAUACAAGUGACUCUUUUUGCCAAAUCUCUAACUCCAUUGUAAAUUUGUGCAAUGAGUAAGAUACAGCAGAUGCGGGAUUUGAGACUUAUAGGAGAAGGGAGGGGGACGAAAAUGGUGCAAAGAUCAUUUUUGUCACGUGGCUAGAUGGAGUUCGCCACAUUUGUCAGCUAUUCAAAUCCACUUUUUCGUCCAGUUUGAAUAAUAGUAAUGUCAUUUUGAUGGGAAGUUUGUGCGGCUUUUCUAGAUUGUUCUUUCGGGAUCUGCAACCAUACAAGAGAACAAACCACGUGGAACAAAACUUGGAACGUUUUCUUCUGUGGAUUCUAACAAUAAAGACCAGCAUACCUACAGCAUUGUUAGUGGAGGGAGAGGAAAAUUUGAGCUGCGUGGAGCGGAUCUUUACACAUUGGUGGUGUUUGAUUACGAAUCGUUACCGAACCAGUAAGGGUGUAUCUUAAAUUAAGAUAGGUGCAAUUUGAGAGAUUAUUUUGCGAGAACUAUGAUGGACCCUACAGCUGUUUACGCUAACUUGAUCUCGAGUCUGCCUUGCUGGGUGAGAAAUGACGCGCUGGCAGAUAUGUUGAAUGUCACAGCGUUGGGGGCGUGAUGUUUCCUGACUAAUUUUAGGAAGAACGACAAUAUUUAAAGGCUCCGUUUUUUUCUUUUAUUCCUGCAGGUUCACUCUUACAAUAAGAAGUACAGACAAUGGAAGUCCACCGAUGAAGCUCGAUAAAAUAUUUAAAAUUACUGUAGCUGAUGUGAACGAGAAACCGACGGCCAUUCAGGUAAAGACGGUCUACAAAAAAUUAUUAACCUUUUUAAACCCUGACAUCAGUAUGCAUAUUCUCCAUACUAUUCUUUAUACAUUUCCUAUGAUACUGACAAAGAGAAUUUGUUUAACAAUCAAGAGCGUCUUUAGUUGGUGACCAUUUCCUUUAUUCUCAUGACCUCAAGGUUUGUUUUAGGGGUAAAACUAAUAGGAGUAAAUGUUAGUAAUCACUCUUAGGGGUUAAGGAAUUUACAUUUGGCAUUGUUGGUUAUAUGCCUCUAAAAUACAUAGUUGGGUGUAGAAUCACUUGGACAAUCAUGAUGAGGUAAAUGACAGGUUUAAACGGCAGGCUGCAUGCCCACCAAGGCGAUAGUAGUGGUAACAUUAAGUCUUUGUCGGCCUUAUUAGGCCUGGUUAGCCUAGUGUAGCCAAGUCGUAAAGGAGAGAAUAUUCCUCAAGGAUAAUUUAAAAGUAUCUUAAAGUCUCACAAUAUGCGUCACCUAUGAUAUGACAGUCGGUUUCUUUGUUGUUGUAACCUCUUCAAUAAAGCAAAGCCUGGUGUACAACCGUUUGUAUGAAAAAAAAAAAAAGGUUAAAGCUCCCUAAUGAUCACAUGAGAGGAAAGGCGCCGAGAUUUCUUUAAAAAAGUGGCUGGAAGUUUAAAUACCGGCCGUUUUUCCCUUACUUAAACUCUAUUUAAGACACCACAUUUCCAAGUCUCCUCUGAGGGCCUUUCAGAAUCAUCACGUUUGAAGUAGAAAAAUUAUCAUUUUAUAAACGCAAUAACUUUGUCUGCUCUUCAGUUGUCAGGCAACACCGUGGAUGAGAAUAGUGACGUAGACACAAUAUUAGGCGUGCUCAGUACCACUGACCUUGAUAACGGGCAGACAUACAGUUACAGUUUGUUGGACAGUGCUGGAGGAAGGUUUAAAAUUCAAGGGAACUUCGUGAAGGUAAGCUACCUGUAUCAAUAGACUAUUUUGGAAAAUGUUGGUGAAUUUUUCUAGCUGCCCAAUGUAACUGGUUCAACUAUCUACUGCUAUUGCUUACUCUACUUCAACUUCCGAUGGUGGAAGGUGUCAAAUUUAAUUGCUCCGAGUUAACCGCGUUCUGUUAGGGAAUAAGUCAUAACGAAGCUUGAAGCCCCAUUAGGGGUAAGGAGCAUACGGGAUAUUUGGGAGAAAAAACGUGAGGAGAAAACAUAACCGGAAACGGGAUAUUUAAAACACAGAUUCUAAAAUAUCGAAGUGGAAUUAUAGGCGUACAAAACAUAGGAGGUAUGGGAUAUGGGAUAUUUGUGCCUAACUUUAUUGGGUCUUUGAAACGUUUCCAUAGAGUGCAAAUGGACCAUUAAAAAAGUUUAAGAGGACUUAGAUCUAAACAAGACUUCAAUAAAGAAGACUUACCAACGUCUUAGUAAUAAAGGGUAACAGCGCUUGUUGCUCAUCUGAUUCAUUGCAGCAGUGGCUGCUUUACGCACUGGAACUGUUCUCAACUACAUUUAAUUCGUUUUACGAUUGUUAACCUGCUGAGCGCAUAGCUUUUGCCAUCGUUCGAGAAUAAAUGUUAAUGAUCGAUUACGUUAUAGGUUGGAAAGUCCAACAAGAACUGCAUGCUGAACGGAGGGUCCCAAUGUUUCUUAAACUACGAGAGCGUAUCCUCCUACUCCAUAGUUGUCCGUAGUGUCGACAGCGGCUCUCCAUCACUAUCGAUCAAUGCUUCAUUUAACAUCAGCGUAAAUGACGUCAACGAUCAACCACGAGGUUUGCAGUUGUCCAAUUACAAAGUCAGUGAAAAUGCAUCUAUAAAUACCAUAGUGGGCAAUCUUUCCGCCACCGAUGAAGACGCAGGUCAAAAACUCAGUUUCUCCUUGGUUGAUGACGACAAUGGUAGAUUUGGUUUGGACAACAACGGUGGUAUCUACAAAGCUAAAUCUACUGAUUAUGAGACAAGCAAAGUGCACUAUAUCGUGGUGAACGUCACUGACAAUGGACAGCCACCGAAAGCGGUGAGUCAAUUAUGAUUUGACAAAAGCCACACUCCGUGCAUUAUUUUUUAUCAUCAAAACUGCGCAAAAUUCUUGAACGCGGUUGGCUAUUGGCAACACCAUUUAUGCUUGCAAUUUGACGGUAUAACGGGAUAUCAACCACGACAAUCUUAUUUUUUUCUUUUUUCUUUUUUCUUCACAAGUUUGAUAAAUAAGUUUUAUCUCAUAAGCAUUCUGUCUCUUAAAUUUUGUCUUGGUACUGGUAAAUUAGUUACGUGGCUUAUAGCCGUCCAAUUCUGUAUGUAGUUAUACUCGUUCUUAACAAAGAAGACUCCUGCUACGCGGUCGUUCCAUUUUGUGGAUCACUCGUAUGAUCACUGACACAAUCAUACUCUAUACCAUUAUCAGUUAUGAUGUUACCUUCGAAAUGUUUCUUGAUUUGGUCAAGUGCAAAUUUAAUUUGACUUAAGCUGAAUUGUGGAAACGAAAAAAAUAUUAUAAAAUAGGUGCUGGAUCAGGGUCAGGAAGACGCAACAGACUCUCAAGAACUGAUUUUUAAAUUUCCCCUUUAGCUGUUAGACAUUUACUUCUAAAUAAUUUCCAUUUGGCACAUCUAUGGUGAAAGGUCACGUUCCACUACACUUUUAUAACUUGAAAUUUGUCCAAUUUGAAUCGACUCUCUUGAUAUGGCAAAUGUUACAUUUUUAUUUGUGUUUUUUUCAUCUAUUACUACCUCUAAGUUGAGAAGUUAUUUACUUGUUCAAAGCCUUUGUUCGAAACAACCCUUGCCAACAGUCAAUAACUAAAAAUGUGAGUAAUUUUUUCCUCUCUCCUUCUUUUUUGCGCAGAUGACCAGGAAUUUUUCCAUUAUUGUAUUAGACGUCAACGAAGCCCCAGUCUCCAUCGAGCUUACUCGAACCAGCGUAUUUGAGAAUGCGAGGCUUGGUACGGUCGUGGGCUCUCUGUCAGCAAAAGAUAAUGACGCUGUGCAAUUCCUGACUUUUAAGCUGGAUGAAGAUUCCGCUGGAAAAUUUUCCCUUCAAUCAAACGUGACUUGUCAAAAUUCUUCCUUAGGUGGGACAGUAUGUGCUACAAAUUUAUUGGUCAACGGUGAUAUAAACUAUGAAGAUGCGUCGAGCUUGGACAUCAUCGUGCGCGUAACGGACGAAAAAGGGCUUUUUCACACCGAAAUGUUUAAUGUAACAGUGAUUAACGAGAAUGACCCACCCACGAAUGUAACACUGGAUGGCAGUGCUUCAGCUUCUGUGGCGGAGAAUAGCAUAAACGUUCAAAUUGACACUCUACUGACAGACGACGAGGAUCAGGGGCAGAGAUUUACGUAUGUGUUAUCAAGAAAUCCUGGCGGGAACUUUGAAAUUAGAGGUGAUAAACUUUUUGCUUCUAGAAACGCUACGCUGGACUUCGAGUCAUCUCCAAGCUACCAGAUAAAAGUGAUAUCAACUGACAACGGAAGUCCACCAAAAUCCAUUGAGGUAACUUUAGUAGUAAACCUUCAAGAUGUCAACGAAAAACCAACUGAUAUACAAUUGUCCAACAACAGCGUCCAAGAAAAUCGACUUGCUGGAGCGGUGAUUGGUCAGUUGUCUGUCAGGGAUCCUGACAGACAGCAAAGUCACGUGUGUAGCAUCACUGAUUCAGCCAAUGGAAAGGUAGGAAUAAACAAUAACAAGAUAACCGUCGGUAGUGCUGGCAUCGAUUACGAAGAAGCAAGCUCUUUCAACUUGACAGUUCUCUGUCGCGAUCCAGGUGGCCUGACGGUGGAAAAGUCGUUUGUCAUUCUUGUUCAAGACAUUAAUGAAGCGCCCACUAACAUUGCACUGUCAAACGAUAAAGUCCAGGAAAAUAAAAAAGGUGGCAUUACUGUGGCACAGCUCAAUGUCACCGAUCCAGACAACGUCAAGGCACAAGUGCAAAGUGUUUCUUUCUCAAUUUUGUCCUCGAAUCCUAACCUACCGUUUCAAAUUCAAAACGACGCUCUUGUUACCACUCGAGGGCUCAACUUUGAAAACACUGCCCAGUGGACCUUCAGAAUAAAAGCAACGGAUGAUGGAAGACCUGCCUUAUCCCGAACACAAACCGUAACCAUCCAGGUUAUCGACGUAAAUGAUGCUCCCGAUGGAUUAACGGUGAGAAAAUUUGUUUCCUUGCGAACGAGAAAUUUUUCCCGCGCUAUAUUAUAAAUCACCUGUUACUUGCAUUUUGGCAAUAUGCCAAUCCAUCACUCUUUAAUUAUUCGCCCUCUGGAAUCAGGACCGACAGAUCCGAGUUAGUGUUCAUAACAAAGUCAUUAUUCUUUGGACUUGGGUAACAAACUUCACCCACUGACACACAAUGCCUCCUAUUACUGCCAAGAAAAAGGGGAACUUUACGAAUUUUUAGGGAUACCUGACAGAAGAGUGGCAGGUAUAAACGUCAAUUUGUUUGAGAAAUUUUUCUUUCCACAAGGUACACAAAUAGCGAUUCUGAAGGUGAGAUAGAUUAUCUUAUUUAGGGUAAGCCUUUUCUGCGUGCAAGAAACCACCAAUCUUGGUAAAAGAUUGUAAAUGGACUGCAGUUAAAGAUAUUAGCCGUUUUCACAAUAUGUCUUCCUUUAUCCUCAUAGCUUUCUAGCUCCUCUGUAAACGAAAACAGCGACAGUGACACACUAGUGGGGACAUUAACAGCCCUUGACCAAGACACGUCACAGAAUCACACAUUUCAGUUAUUGGACAGUGCCUCGGGAAGAUUUAAUGUCGAUGGUAACCAAAUAAAGGUAAGCUUUGUCUACACUUUCUGAAAUUGCUCAAAGCUAAUUUUUUAAAAUGUGUUUUUGUUUAAAAUACAAGAAUUGUGAAGAAACUUGAUUUCUUGAUGGCGAAUGAAAGUUUUACUAGUUUUUUAAAUUUGGAAAUUCUGGAGAAUGUAAAAUAAAAAUCGUUUAAUAACCUGGUGAACUGUUUGACAGAAAGCUGCAUUUCAUGUAGAGUGUUGUUAAAAUGUUUAACAGAAUCUCCAGAAAAGCUUCUGCCCCAACUUGUCUUUUUGCUAUGAUGUAGGUAUGCACUGCAACAAAAACAGAAUGAAAUUUAUUGGAAUUAUUUACAUUAAAGAUUUUAUGAACCCUGAACUUAUGUUCGAUUUUAAGGUGGCUGUUCGCAACACACAAUGUCUGAACUACGGAGGUUCUUCUUGUCUUUUGAACUACGAGGUACAAAAACGUUACGUGAUCAGAGUGAAAACAACAGACGAUGGAUCACCACCAUUAUCUUUUGAGAAGGACUUUGGUAUCGAUAUUCGUGAUGUCAAUGACAAGCCACGUGACCUACAGCUGUCCAGUAAUAAAGUAAAGGAGGACGCCAAGAAAAACACUUUGAUUGGCCGGUGGGUUCACCUUUGUUUUGCGUUUCUUAACCCACUUUUUUAUUUUAUUUUCUUCUUCGCUUCACUUUUUCACGCAUUUUUUCUGCCUGAAUAGAAAAACAAUUUUGCCUUUUUUCCGCUCCUUUGUUUUCAACUUCCGAUAACUCGAACUCCCGAUAAAUCGAACCUUUUUCGAUUUUUCUUAGGGGUUCGAGUCGUCGGGACCCGACUAUAAUUCUAACCGAAUUGUCUUUUGUAUUAGGAAAAUAGGAAAAAUCUUUAAAUCCUACUAUUUUCUCUUGAUUGCACAAACGGCUUGAAGUAUCAAAAAAAGAAAAAAGUUCAGCUUAGCGUAUACCGCUUUUCACACAUCUCAUGCUUAUCCUCUCUGAAAGCUAAUUGUUUUUUUUGCUUUAUAUCAUAUCGACAGUUUUUCAUCGCGCGACGAAGAUGCAAAUCAAACGCUGACUUAUUCACUCAAGAAUGAUGAUAGUGGUCGCUUCAAGGUUGACUCCCUGGGAAACCUAUACAAAGCAAACGACACUGAUUAUGAGACUCAGACUAAACACACCAUAACUGCAGUUGUAACAGACAGCGGAAAUCCGUCCUUGAAGGUAAUUUACUUGAUUUGUAGGACUCAAGUGAUUAUAGGGCACAAGUCCCCGAUUUUCGGGAUUUAAAAACUACUAACAUUGCCUAAUUUCAAUUGCCAAAGAAAGUGGCUUGACCCUUAAAAUACGUCAGACAACUUGUAUAAUUUUAACUAAAGUUGGUAAGAACUUGGCUACAGCAGAUGCUGCAUCGGCUAGUAACGAUGAGUGUUUCAGUGACAACACAAUAAAAAAGAAUAAACGAUUCAUUUUGACCAUACUUUGAAAGAAUAUCCUGUCUUUGCUUUUAGACUUCGAAUAGACUCAGAAAAAUUGUUCUCAGAAAAGCGCCUGACAAGAGGCGCAAUAUUCUCCUAACAUUUUAUUAUUUGAAUUUUUUUUUUUUUCACUCAUUUUGACUUUUCAUCCUCUUCGUUUCAGAUGGAAAAAUUGUUCACAAUUGAAGUUUUGAAUGUCAACGAAGCUCCGGUAAACAUAAACAUAACUUCUCAAGGAGGCCAGCUGUAUUUCCCAGAUGGGCAUCCGCAGGUUCGCGAAAACUCCCCCUUGGGAACAGUUAUUGGAAUGCUAGAGGCUUUAGAUCACGAUGCAAACCAAACUCUUUCCUUUAAGCUCGAUGAUGAUGCCGGCGGAAAGUUUACAUUAGGGCCUUCGGCGAAUUGCCAGACGAUUACCAAUAUCUCAGGGGUAAACACAAAGUGCACCAUUGGUCUUCGAGUUAAUGGAGAUCUUGACUUUGAACUGUCCAAUGAGUAUCACGUGACAGUGCGCGUUACAGAUGCUAAAGGACUUUUUACAGCUGAGCAGCUUAGAAUUAGCAUCGUGGAUGAAAACGAUGCACCUGAAAAUAUCACUUUGGGUGGAAGCUACUCGGUCAGAGUGUACGAGAACGCGAAUGGGUCACUCGUCGGGCAACUGGUGACUAGUGACGAGGACGUUGCGCAGGCGCAUACGUAUAAACUGUUCGACGACGCCGCUGGUCGAUUUGUUAUUCUAAACGACAAGCUUUAUGUCUCAUUGGCAGCCAAAUUGGAUUUCGAAGGUCAAAAUAAUUUCACGGUGAAAGUAAGAAGUACAGACAGUGGAUCGCCGUCUCUAAGUGUGGAACAGGUUUUCGAAAUAAGCAUCCUGGAUGUGAACGAGGCCCCUGUCAAUAUUUCUCUCGCGCCUGCCAAUGUCACAGAGAACAGUCAACCUGGCACACGGAUUGGUCAAUUAACUGUCAGUGACCCUGAUAACUAUGGACCACGUGGUACAUUGCAGACACACAGUUGCCAAGUAACCGGUAGCAAUAUUGGCAAGUUUACCAUCCAGUCAAACGUUCUCGCCCUAGGAGGUGCUAGUCUAGACUACGAACUAACGCCGGUGACGCGUGUCCAGGUGAAGUGCACAGAUAACGGCUCCCCACCCUUGUCCCUUGUGAGGGAUUUGUCCAUUAAUGUGAAUGACGUCAAUGAGGCACCCACAAGCAUUUCCCUGUCGAGCGAUGCCAUAGAUGAAAAUCAACCACCAUUUUUGAUAGGUUUGUAAAUCGUUAAUCUGAUUUUAAAUUAUUUUGUCGUGUUAUAAAAUUAGGGUUUCACUGAAAUGCUUUAGGGUAGUUCUUAAAAUAAAUCAAUUUAACCACUUUUUCGCUCUCGGUUUACUAACUCAACGCAUGGAGCAAGCUACUUUGCCGUUGACUGAAAACAUCGAAAACGUGUAUUACUGAUUAUAUCUGCUCUGGCACCUCGAAGUUGGCUUCUGGCAUUCUCGGUAGUCAACAAUAUAAAUUGACAAUUUCUCUCUCGAUUCUGUCCUAACUUGGCUAAUAAUCGCAUGGAAAACAAUACUUUCAUCGUGUUGUCUUUCUCGUUAUUUUUAAGGAUUUUUCUCAACUGCUGACCCGGAUAAUGCCAAUCAACCAACAAACAGGCAAACGUUUACCUACAAGCUCAUGGGCGAUACCGCUGGACUUCCAUUCGUCAUUGACGGCGAUGCAUUGAAUUCUACACGAAGUCUGGACUAUGAGGCUCAGCGCUCUUGGAACAUCACAGUCCAGUCCGUCGAUAGUGGGAACCCACAGCUAAGCGUCGUAACAGAUUUUCUCAUCUCUGUUAUUGGUAAGUAAAAUUUACCACCCGCACUCGGGUUGAAAAUAAAACUGAUAAACCCUUUCCCGGCCAUUCAAUGUCACGCCUGUCCUUGGCGAGUAGAAUGAAGUUUAGUCAUUUCGAUUGGUGAUAAUAUCCUAACCCUGACCCUAUACAUUUGGCACAAACAUGGGACUAAGAAAAUUUUCAAAACCCUCCUUCAUUCCAAUGUCGCUUUUGGAUGCAGUCUACCGACCAAGCUACAUCGUUGGCACGUUAGGCUAUAUAUUAGGUUCACAAAAGACAAAUGCCACUCAGCAUAGUUGAAAUUUCCUUUUUUGACAUUACCACGAUUGAGGGACCAAAUCACAGUUUUUCAACGGCUUUUUUUUAAUCUCGCAAAAUCUCGCGAAAUCUCGCGCAUUCCGUAAACUCGUUACCGUUAACGAGUUAAUAUUCUUUAAAGCAUAUCGAAUUUAUAAACACUACGACUGAUAUUGACGGUAGAGGAGGGAUAGAAGAACAACAUUCUAAUCAGUUUUGGUUCUUUUUCCAUGCUCUCCUGCAGAUGUCAACGAAAGGCCAUUUAAUAUCACUUUGUCAAAUACUGUCGUCGAUGAAAAUUGCCCGCAGGAUACAGUUGUUGGUAACCUACUCUCCCUAGACCCAGAUCGCUCGCAGACCCACACGUACACUAUGGUAAACAGUGCGGGAGGUAGAUUCAAACUAGCUGGAAAGCAACUAAAAGUUGCCAUGUCUAAUGUGGACUGCCUUAAGAACGGAGGAGAUUUCUGCAAGUUGAAUUACGAGAAAAAGGGUUCGUACACGGUGAAGGUGCGCGUAACAGAUAACGGAAGCCCACGUCUGAGCAGUGAAGCAAGCAUGGUUAUUUCCUUGAAUGACGUCAAUGACCGACCAAAUGACUUCAGGCUGUCUAGUCGCACUGUGAAGGAAAAUGCAACAGUUGGUACAAAAAUUGGUCGGUUCACCGCCACGGACGAAGAUCAGUUCCAAACGCUAACUUUUUCGCUGCUUAACAGUGAUGGGGGAAGGUUUGCGAUUGACUCUACAGGUUAUUUGUUCAAAGCAAAGAAGACGGAUUAUGAGACGAGCAAGGCUCACAAGAUCGUUGCGCAGGUGACAGACAAUGGGACAGUGCCUUUAAACGUAAGUUCUCUCCACUCAGACUUCCGUAAAAUGCUUUUAUCACAUGCAGUAGUUAAAGCGCUGUGGAAACAAAAUCAAAGUAGUCCGAAGGGCUACGCAAAACAAAGGAAAAUCACAAGAAGAUGAUGAAAGGUCAAAGCAAAAUCAAACAAACCGCCUGAAGUGCAGAUGACCAGACCGUGAGUGGCUUCCUAUCGGCCUGGUUGUGAGGGAGGAGAGGGUAAGGUACGAUUCUUCGACCAAUCGCAGAGCGUCUUGACGAAAAGCCAGUGUGAUACAAAUAUUUUACACAGUCAUCCGAAAAACUAAUACACAUAAAAUGAUCCUUUGUUUCUCUUCACAGAACAACAAAACAUUUAUAGUCGUUGUUGAGAAUAUUAACGAGCCUCCCAUAAACAUGACGCUUACAUCAACAUCAGGACAACAGUCAUUCACUGACAACAAGCCUAGAGUCAACGAAAAUUCAGCAGCCAACGCCACAGUGGGGACACUUCAAGCUUUUGAUCAUGACGAGGUGCAAAGCUUAACGUUCUCUUUAGACGACGACGCCAAUGGUAAAUUUACCGCGGGCUCGCAUGUCACAUGUCACAACAACACCAACAUUCCCGGCGUGAAAACGAUGUGCACCGCACUAUUGCAAGUCAGCGGUGAUCUCAACUAUGAGGCAAGCCACAGUGAAGACGUUGUGGUGCGUGUGACUGAUCCCAGCGGUUUAUUCCACAUUCAGCCAUUGCAGGUGGUGAUUUUAGAUGUUAAUGACCGACCUAGCAAUAUCACUCUCGCAGGGGGUGAUACGGCAUCUAUCAACGAAAACGUGAAUGGUGGUUUUGUGGGCGAUCUUGUAACCACAGAUGAAGAUUCUAACCAAACUCAUAGGUACACUUGGAUAAAUAAUGGUGGAUGGAAAUUUCUCCUCAGAAGCAGCAAGAUUUACGCUUCAUCAAACGCAAACUUGGAUUACGAAGCAAAGUCGACCUACAUUAUUCGGGUUCGAAGCACAGAUGAUGGCAGCCCAAGGUUGAACAUUGACAAGACCUUUACAGUAAAGGUAAGCCUCUUCAGCUUUGAAAUGUUAAUUUUUAAGGACGAAAUAGGCUCGAGUGUCUGAUAAUAAAAUUUUGUAAGUAAUUGUAUCGAUCAAUCAGUACAAAGGAAAUUAUUUCAAAGAGCUAGUUACAUGUCAAGUAAAAACAUGCAAAGCGCAUGUAACUGGGAAAUUUCGAGUGAAUAAAUUUCUCAUCUUGAUGGGGUUUAAGACCAGAGAUUAAAUUAUUAUCUUCUGACGUGAUUUGCUGCUCAAGCCCAAUCGAAUAUAUUUUGUUUUGCUUUGUUAGAUAUUUGCUUUUCGUUUAACUUGGUUGUCUUUUUGUUUCUAGGGUCAUUCUCUUUAAAAUAAUUUUUCUUUGAUGAUUUUGCUUCAAGAAGAGAUAGAAAGCUAGAUCCCCCAAACGAUCUUUGAAAUUUCACUGAAUUGUUCUGCUCUGCCCCUCAUAUGAGGGUACUGCCUCAACUAGCAAAAAUUAUAACACAUUUCCUUUCUUUUCAGGUUCUUGACGUCAACGAACAACCAACAGAUAUUUUACUAUCGUCGAGAAAUGUCUUAGAAAAUAGCCGCAAGGGUACAGUGGUCGGCAACAUAUCUGUUUUAGACCCUGACGAUAUGGGACCUCGAGGACCCUGGCAAAAUCACUCGUGUAGAGUCCUUAACCCUUCCAGUACUCCUUUUAAGGUGAACGGAACAGACAACAUUUUAGUUGUUGACGGAGAUUUGAACUACGAAAAAUUAGACAGUUACAGCAUCGAUAUUCGAUGCCAUGACAACGCAAAUCCUCCUUUAUCUGUCGAUAAAAACUUCAAGAUAAAUGUAAUCGAUGUGAACGAGAAACCCUAUGACAUUACGAUCUCUAAUAACGAGGUUGCCGAGAAUACAGGGAUUGUCACUGUUGGAAGUCUUGAUACCGCUGACCCAGACAAUGAGCUGACUGUGGUGCAAACGUUUACUUAUACUAUCGACACUGCCUCUGGAAGUGUUCCUUUUGCCGCUGUCCACGGCCUACUUAACACCACGCGUAGUUUGGAUUACGAGGCAAAUUCGACUUGGUCGCUGACUAUCAAAUCUACGGAUAACGAAGGUUAUUAUUAUAAUUUUAUGUACGUAAUUAAGGAGAGAAAAAGUGCCCUUGCAAAAUCAACUGGGAUGAGUCGCAGAGAAUCUAUAAGGAACAACUAUCAGGUCAAUUUUUAUGGCUCUAGAACUAUUUUCAUUUUGGUAUAAAAUACUCUGUUGUUACCAACUCGGAAAUUGAAAGAGCGUGUAAUAAUUAUUUUUCCAAUCAGCCUGGUUGAUUAUCUGUGAACUCAUUCUUCCUAUUUUUCAUUUCAACAUAGUCAGUACUUCUUAUUUGUGUGUCAUUCAGUCGUUUUUCCAAUAUUUUUGAUAGUGAAAGAUGCUUGAGGUUAUCGAGUUGAGCUUUCUCUCUUUUAUUUAUAUUGUAACUCUGUGUAGGCCUCACCACAACGAAGAACUUUUCGAUCAUCGUCAAAGACACAAAUGAUCCACCCACGAGUGUUAUAGCCAGCGGUCCACUUAGCGUCAAUGAAAACAGCCAAACUGGAGAGUAUAUAGGAAGUUUGACGACCUCUGACCAAGAUGUUGGACAGACGCACAAAUAUCGAAUACUUAAUGUGUUUGCACAGGGACACAGGAAUCAAAGGUAUUGCGGGCAAGUGAUAUGUGUUGUGAGUUCUGUCUUGCAUAUCAGUGUUAGUUAGUUAGCAAUGUUAUCUGCACCGGUUGGUAGCUGCUGGAAAUAAACACAAUUUAUUUUAGAAUCAAAUAGUGUCGAGAUAAAUGUACGAGUGGAUACGAAACGGCUAUCUUACGCAAUUUUAGCGUAAACUUUUAUUAGAUUACUGAGGUGUUCAUAAAAGACAAACUUACAUGGGAGUCCUCGUAAGAAAGCUUCUUUCUCACUACGUAAUAGCAAGUCUGAACAACAGAUUUGAACACGUUUGAACACGUGAAGUUAGAUUCCUUUUUUCUUUGUCCUACACUCGUGACAAGACCGAAAAUAUCUUUCUCUAUUUAUUUACUGAGCUGAAUCCUUACUUUCUUUCUUAUUCUAUUUACAAACAUGACGCUAUAGACAUCACUGAUCCCAGCAGUCUACAGAACGUGUGUCAUACAUGAACUUCGUAAUGGGCCUCGCUCGCCAUAGAGUCUCUGUGGCUCAGUGGUAAAGCAUCGGUGGUCUGAGGUUCAAUUCUUCGUGGAGACUCAGAAUUUUUUCUUUGUCCCACGCUCGUAACAAGACGAAAAACAUCUUUCUCCACUUUCUACUUGUUAUAAUUGCUUCGGUUUUGCAGAAAAUUUUGUAAUUAAUUUUUGAUAUGAUUUAUGGCUGUCGUUGUCUUUGAGUUUUGGCCAUGGCUUCACUCUUUUUGACAGUGAUCUGAACGUUUUAAUUUCUCUUUUGUUGCAGUAGUUCAUCAAAUCUUCAUAAUUUGUUUUCUAUUGAGUCGCCCUCUGGCCGAAUUACACUUCAAAGGCCAGGGCUUAAUUACGAGCUGUAUGCCAACUACACAGUGACAGUGAACAGUACAGACAGCGGUUUUCCGCCGUACUCCAUUUUAGCCUCGUUUGUCGUCAGUGUUAACAACACAAAUGAACAGCCACAGAGCAUUUUCCUGUCUGGAAACCAGGUUAGUCAGAACAAAACAGAAAAUUAUGGCUAUUUCUAAAUAACUAAAAAGCUAAAUCAGUGGUAUUUGCACCGUACUUUGGAGAUAUUUAUCUUGAACCCAGGCUUGGGAGAAAAUUGUGAAUGCUUGUUUUUCUGGAAGUCAAAAGGAAGGCUCAAAAUUUGUCAUCUUCCUUACCCUUUGGAUAUUGCUGAUACAAACAGUAUGCAGGAGGUUUAUUACACGUGAACCUAGUAUAACGUCUCAGCAACGAGUAUUUUUGGGAGCAUUUGACGACAAUGAAAUACACUACUUGCUCGAACCCCCCACCGCUCGAUCCCAGGGAUAUAGCGAGGAACUUAGCAUUUUAUGAAAACUUAAAAUCUUUCGUUGUAACCCACGCCACAGCUAGGUACUUUCAAAGAUAGUGAACCACUCAUUUCCAGGUUCCCCAUUGAAGAUUAAUAAAGUAAAAUUUCCGCUUUAAUGACUUUUCUUGUAUCCUAGUAAUAUUACGCUGUUAAACGCGCGUCAAACUUGAGAUGUUACCAGCCCCAUGGAUUUCCCCUUCUUAAGCGGGAUUCGGGAUUGGGAAUUAUUGUCCUUUUCUCUAACCUCACCAUACACUAGUAUCCUACUCAAGUGGUGCACUCUUUAUUGGUCUCAUUUUGAACAAGCCCAUGUCGUGACAUUUUAGGUACCUGAAAACAGCCCAGUGGAUACAGUGGUUGGCGACUUAUCAAUAUAUGACCCGGAUAACAUUCACCUUCCGCUGCAAAAGUUUCAAUGUUCAGUGGUAAAUGAUAAACCAUUUAAGGUAAGAAUCAAAUCAAAAUGAAUGGACUUGCAUUUAUUUAAUAAUUUAUUCAUUUAGUAGUUCAGUGUUCUACAAUGGUUAAUAACUCCAAGAACGUUUAUCAGUUCUGCAUCAAAAGGGAAACAACUAGAAAAGUGACUACGUAAAUGUUACGUCAAUAUGUCUGGCGCUGUUUUCAAAUCAAUCAAAGUGCAUUCAAUAUUUAUUUUCCAGUCAGGCAAAGAAACCACGACCUUUUCGUAUUCUGUGUUACAGAGUGCCAAAGAAAGCUUCCUGUCAAAGAGAGCCUACUUUGAUCAUUAAGAGUGACCAGAAUCUAAUUUCUCCUUACACUAUCACCACUGAUGAUCACUUGGUGAUCACCAAUCAAAAGAAAAAAAUAUUUUGAUUGUUAAACAAAUUCUCUUAUUCAGCACCUCGGGAAAUUUAAAGAGAACGGUAUGAAAAAUAUCCAUACUGACGUUAGGGUACAGAUUUAAGGGUUAAUGCGCUGCACUCGGUAUCGGGGGGUUCUUAUAUGGUCGCGUUUUGGCCAGCUCAUUUUGUUAUAGCUUUGAGCAAGGCAACUUACUUUCAUGAUUCCUUUCUCCACCCAGAAAUUUAAACGUCCAUCAGCGAAUUAUCGCCUGGAAUAACGAUCGGCUUUAUCGCUUUGCAUGUUAGAAAAACUCUUGUACAUUUCAAAGGUUAUUUGCUUCUCUUAAUCGAAAGGCAUUCAUGAAAGUUUCAGUUGUUCUCGUAUAAGUUAUCUCUUCUCUAAACUUGAUUGCAGGUUGUAAAUCAUUUGACUUUGGUUGUUUCUAAAAACACGCUGGAUUAUGAAACAGUAGACACAUACACAGUGAACGUAAGUUAUCCAUAUUUAGUCUAAUUGAAUGUUAUUUAUAAUGGUAAUGGGACCGAGUGAGGUCCAAUUCUGUCUCUAAUCAUACGAGUGAUUAACAAAAUCGGACGACCGCGAAGCAGGAGUCCGAUUUGUUAAUCACGAGUAUAAUUACAGACAGAAUUGGACGACAAGAAGUCCUAUUACCAAUUAAUCAUAACAAUUUCAAUUUCCGAAAAAACAAAUACACCUUGAACAAAUAUUUCCAGUGGAGACAAUUUCUUUAGUUAAAAUUCCUUCAUUUUGGAAAUUCCCAAGUUUUUCUUUGGAUAAGUGGUUGUUGCUAUGGUUAUUUUGACCAUUUCUGUGAUUGGUGGAUUAGCUGAGUGGACCUGUUAUGAUUGGCUGCUUCAACUGUCCGAUUACAGGUGUCUGAUUACAGCAAACUGUCCAAUUACAUUGUCUGAUUACAACUGCACAGAAUGAUAAGUGAAAAAUGAAGCUGCGAAUGCACCAAUAAUAUUUGAGGAAUUUGUAAUUGUUAUGAUUAAUGAGUGUAAUAUGAUUUUGAAGUCAGGUUGCCUCUACCUUAUAAGUUUGUGCAGUAAACUAUCACUGUUAAAAAAAGAGAAGAAUCCUUGAUUUAGUAAGGCUGAGCAUCCGGUGCACUACCGAUGCCCAACUCAAAAAUAAUUUAUCUUAGAGGCUCAACGUCGCAAUAAUUUUUUCAGUUCCUUAUUGCGACGUGAAAAAUCAAUAUUGCCAAGAACAUGAAGCCAGGGUAAUGGCAAACUAUUAUAAAACAAUAUAACGGAGAGAAUGAGACAAAAAGGAACCUAAUCGAGAAGAUUUUCACAGAACACAAAUAGGAUGGUAAAUCGUUUUAAUCUCACAGUUUUCAUGAUUUCCUCCUACAGGUCAGUUGUACAGAGCUGUUACCAAAUCCCUUCUCCGUCUCUUCACUGUUUGUGAUUAACAUCCAAGAUGUAAACGAGGCUCCGUAUAAUCUGACCAUUUCCGCCAAUAACGUGAACGAGAACGGACCUCCUGGGGAUGUCGUGGGAACACUCAGUGUUCAUGAUCCUGAUUUACCGGUUAGAUGGCAACUUGCAGAUUUUUUUCCACCGUUAGGAGUAUCUACCGAUAAUAUGUAAAAGUCAAACACCUUUUGAAGUUUUUGAAAAGAGGAAAUUAAUAAUAGGAAGGAAUUGUUACUGCGCGAGGCUCGUCUAACAAGGUUCAACUUCAUUGAUCGCGCAUUCAGUAGUCAGUCAAACAUCCAAGUGCAACCCUGUCCACUAAGACCCAACCUCCGUUAUUUUACAGCGGAAUUUUUAUUACUUUAGUUUGCUUGUCUACUUGAAGUUUUCUUUUUGUUUCGCUUUCUUUUCCAUCGUCAGCUUCAAUUCAUCUAAUUUGUUGUUAAUCUCUUGUUCUUUUUCCUCACAGUCGAGUGGGAGAGCCAAUGUAUCACUAGCUCUAAAAUACCAGACACCAGGCCCGGUGGCGUUCACAUUAAAUGGCAGUAGACUGGUAACUGCCAGAAAACUGAAUUUUGAAACUCAAGAUUCCUACAAAGUGACAGUUGUUGCAACAGACAGCGGUAACCCACCACUCAAUACCAGUCUCACUUUUACAAUUCAGGUGAAAAAAAAUCCUCCAUAGACAUUUCCAAAUCUUGUGUACUAGAAAUCGUCAAGUCCCAUAUAGAGUUUCUCCACAAAGUAGGAGUAGUACAUAUGGCGAACUAGUGAUUGGAAUAUGCAAAGUUAGUGUAUACUAUAGAGGUAAAUAGUGCUUUUUGCUCGCGCUGAUUGGCUGCUUUGGAAACGAUUAGAAAGAGCUAUUCACCUCCGAGCAGCCGAAUCGUCAAAAUUGUGCGUCAAGAUUGAAAUUUCCGACCAUUUUUCGGUAUCUUGACAAAAAUAAACUAUUUAUUGGUUUCUGUGUGGUAUAUUCUCAGAAAAUUAUUCACCUCAGUGUCGGUGAAAGUGGUGGAUACUUACUUCUACCUCGGUGAAUAACCCUUACCCUAAGAUGAAGCCAGUCUAUAAACUAAUUUACAUUUACAAGGAAAUGUUUAGUAGUUUGAGAGAAAAAUUCUGUAGAGAUCUUACACCAUUCAAUAUUAAUUCAUAUGUGUUGCAAAAGAUUUCAGUCACUCUAUCUUGUAAAACAAUGAUUCAGUGUAACAAUCCUUAAUUCUGGUGAAAUUUCCAGCCAUAAUUUAUUUCCCAGUGCUUGAUUCUGUUUUGAGAAAUUCUCCGUGGUCUAAGAAAUACCAUUCAAUUUUAGGUGAUUGAUGUAAAUGACCCGCCCACUGCAGUCAAGCUAGUGUCAAAUGGUAUCUACGAAAAUGCAACCGCUGGUACUAUCGUCGGAGUAUUGCAGGCUACAGACCAAGAUGCAGAUCAAAGUCAUACUUUUGUGGUUACUGGUUAUGGUUCAGGUAUUUAAAACUUAUGCAGCAAAUAAAUGUUGUAUUUUAUUGUCACCCUAAAACUCGACUUAUACGCAUGGGCAUUAACAUUCUAAUAUUACUCGUCUUCAUCAAUAAUUUAUAUUUCCCUUCAUAAAAGAUGACGAAGGCUGAGAAUCUUUUCUUUGCAAAGAAGGGGUAGUAAAGGUCGUUCUUUGAUGAAAAGAGCCCAUUUAAGUGAAAAUGUCUUCCGAGUUGUAUCGUACUUAAAACCUGCGUUAGCUGGGUUAAUUGAGACGCGCUGAAGAGUGGAUAAACGACGCAUAGAGGAGGCAGAGGUUGUCAGGGAAACGAAAACCUGUUGGCUAAUCAAAGCUACACCCGUCAAUCUUGCCUUGGUCUUGGCCUGACUGGCUAGACGGAAAACUUAUGAGAACCUGAUCGCAGCGAUUUUGGAACGGCACGUUACUGUUUCCGUUAGAGCUCUCACACGUUAUAUUGAUGACAAUAAUAUUAAUUUGGUUGCUUUCAGAUUGGUUCAUUGUUAAUGGAAGCAACCUGCGGCUCAAAGGCACACCACUGAAUUACGAAACCACACCUGUGAUGAAUAUAACUAUCCUUGUUCUAGACAAUGGCUCCCCUCCCCUUUCAUACAAGGUUCGUUUAGUGACAGAAUCACAGUAUUAUGCUAGUAUGCUUUUCUCUUAAAUAAUUUUGAUUUGAAUUUUGUUCUGAUAUCUUUUAAUUUAUGUGACUUACGUAAAAUAUAUUACGAUAACCAGCAACUGGAUUUUUGCAUUUGAAUUACAGGGAAACGUGAGUGUCAUGGUGCUUGACAGCAACGAUCGCCCAUCAGAUAUAAUCUUUAACUCAUCCCUCUCAGUAACCGAUAGCACUUCGUACCAGAUCGUCAUACCCGAGAACAGCCCGAGUGGAACUUCGCUUAUGAACUUAAGUGUCGUAGACGAGGACUUUGGUCAACAACACAAUUGUGAACUUGUCGCAGGGAGGAAUUAUUUCAUUAUAAGUUCUGCAUCUAAAUCGACGUCUGAAAUAACUCUGAAGGAAGGCGCUGAUUUAAAUUACGAAACUCUUUUGGAUACUCUACUAAAAGGUAAGAAACGGCGUUUCCUCUGAUGCAGUACCUGCUUUGUGUUUUUUUUCUCAAACUUGGCCUCUAGCUUUGGGGGGUUCUUUGUUCAUCAAACCCGAGGUACGAAUAAUUUACUGCCGAGGUACGUGAUAACUUGAAUCAAAACUGACCUCACUUAAGUCUCUGAGGAGUAUCAAGUCUCGUAACUUGGCCAGUACGAUAUGCUUCGUACGAUCGCUGUAAUUGGUAGCUAACGAUCAUUUGGAAACCAGGCUUGUAUGCUCCAGCAGUUUAUGAGAUUAUAGAGGCACAAUUUAUAGCAGUAUUUUUUCUCUUUCCACAGUAUCGGUUGAGUGCCGAGAUGAUGGAAGUCCCCCAUACUCGAUACAAAAGAACUUUAGUGUUGAAGUAUCUGACGUGAACGAAGCACCAUACGAUAUCCGUUUAAAUGGUUCCGCUGUGGUAGAAGAGAACGUGCGUGUUGGUUACGCUGUGGGAUAUUUAACAUGUGAGGACCCGGAUAUAGGUCAAAGUCACAUGUUUACUGUCAUCGGGAAUUACUCGUCCGUCUUCGAGGUAACAGUUGCAAAAGUUGAGAAAGAACCGAAAUACAAGUACCUUAGUAAUGUAAUUUUGACAUGUUGGUUUAGCAUGUUGGUUUGACAUGUGUGGUUUUUCAGAACCAUAACUUAAACUUUAGUUCGCUUCUUUAAAAAUUUAAUGAAUCUCUUUUCCCAAGAAAAGAAAUCGAAGAUAUUUUAUACUAAAACAAAAUUCUUAUUACUUGGGCUGGGACAGAAAGUUUGCAUUUUAAAUUUUCCCACUUUUUCCCCAUCCAUUUUUUUUUUCACUAGUAGCACGCAGUUUUCAUAAACUUUUACCAGUGACUUUCUAUAGGAAGUGUUUUAAAGUUAUUUCCUUCGCAGAUUUAUCGAAAUGUAUUUUGCCAGAGCCCCCCUAAAAUGGUCUAAGGAAGAUGUCUAAAGUUGUGAUUUCUCAAUUAUGAGCUAAUUUACUUGGAGAUCUUAUUUCGCUGUAAAUGAAGUCUUCAAAAUAAACUCAUAAGUAGGAAUUUCAUGAAGGUGACAUCGGUGUAUAAUAUUUUAAAGCUACAAAUAUAUAUAUAUAUAUUUUACGAAGUGUCUAGAUAUAAGUGCAGUUCAGAAGAACGUCCCUUUUGGGACGUAUCUUUUUCAGGGGAUGGCUCCAUUCGUAGGACCUGCACAUGACUCCAAAUGAAGUGAAUUUUCCCAUGAGUUCCGUAUCUGUGAUCUUAAUUGUGAGGAAAACUUGUUCAGGCGGCGCUUUUUAUUUCCGAGUACUAAGGGUGACUCUAGAUCUCAGAUAUGAUAUCAGAUGCGGUUUUCAUUGCAGGUAAAUAACAGUUACAACCUGAUUGUCAAAGACCCCUCACACCUGGACUACGAGAAUCUUCAUCCAAAUUUGGUCCUUACCGUCGCUAUUCAAGUGACAGAUAACCCUGUGAAAGGAACAGGAGCUCCUCUGAAAGCCAUUGGUAACGUCACCAUUAGCAUAACGGACAUCAACGAGGCACCUCAUGACAUCCGACUUGUUCCCGCUAACGUAACAGUCCCUGAAAAUGUUUCAGUCGGUUACUGUCUUGCGCAGAUAGCAUCACGAAACCCCGAGAAAUUGCAAACCGUAGAAUAUACCCUCCUCAACUACCAGAGUAUGCUUUCAAUUGAAGAUGUUUGCAAGGAUAACUCUUCCUCUGCUGGCCAUCAAGAUGACGGUUUACCUUAUCUGAUUGUGAAGUCGCAUCUAAGUUACAAUGAUUACGUAGUACAAGGUUAUCAAAUUCUUAUAGAAGCUGAAGACAACGGAAUUCCUCCACAAACGUUCAACGAGACGGUUAAAAUUCACGUGACUAAAAUUGACCCAUGUCCCCAGGCCACUUGUCACGUGGACGCCACGUGCAGCCGCGUUGACUGGCAGAAUUACACCUGCGCUUGCAAUGCGGGCUACUCAGGAAACGGCUUCAACUGCCAGGAAAUAGACGAGUGUAACAUCACUUGCACGGAAGUAGAUGAGUGUAUUGCCAACCCGUGUAGCAACGGUGGCACGUGCCACGAUUUCGUGAAUUACUACAACUGCACGUGUCCCAGUGGAUAUAACAAUGGUACAGACUGCACAUUUAUAAAUUUUUGUAGUUCAAGCCCGUGUCUGAAUGAUGCGACUUGUAACCCUGUCCUGAAUGGAUACAACUGCCUUUGUCCGUGUGGUUUUACAGGAAAACAUUGUGAAACGAAUAUCGAUGAGUGCGUGAAUCCUAAAAAGUGCUUUGAGGGAAGUUGUAUUGAUAAAAAUUGCAGCUUUAGCUGUAAAUGCGAAUCCCAGUUUUUCGGUCCUCAAUGUCGAAGGAUGGAGGGUGAAUGUACAGAAAAACCAUGCGGGGAACAAGAAAUCUGCAUACCACGAAACGUAGAAAGGUACAACACGACAUUUUGCGUUUCUGUCGAUGCUCUUGUGUCGUUACCAUUUCCAGAAGACGAGAUUUCCAACCCGUAUAAACAUUAUCAGUUAGAACGUUGGUUCUUUAAAAAUGAACAACAGUUUCCGCUGAGCGAAAUUACGAAUAACGAUGAUGAUUCAGGCAUGGUAAGUGUAACAGACGUUUAUGUCAGACAACCGAGCUGGGAACAUCCGUCAAAAGCAAAGAGAAGCUUAUCUGAAGAAAACCUCCCCACGUUAGAUUUUGUUGUGCUCGUUUACUUGCAAGAACAGGAAAAAUAUAUGGGUGUUCCGUCGAAAACAGUCCUGUGCAAAAUGAACGAAACAUGCGUCAAGCACAACUACCCCAAAACUGAAACAAAGGCUGAUUUUGAAUACGGACUUUGCAUUGCAACGGCUUGGGAGGUAAAGAAAAGGGAUGCUGAAUGGUGCGUUUCUAAAGAAGCCAAGGAAGGGCAUCUCAAAGAUGGGUCACACAAACCGAAGAUGAAUUUAUACUACGUGAUCGCUGGGAUUGGAGGUAUCUUGCUGAUUGUUCUUAUCACAGGGCUCACCCUCUGCAGAAGAAACACCUUGAUUGCUCGAGAGCGCAAGUUUAUGAAACAACAACGGUUUACGGAGAGAAGAGAUACUUACAUCGACAACAUGCACAGGCAUCAAAGGGCUAACCAAGAAAUGGAGGCCAUAGGAACUGUGAACCCGAUUUACGGAAAUGAGGAGCAGGAAGUUACACGGCGGGAAGUUGCACGGCAAAUAAAUGUGAUGGACAAUCCACUCUAUGAGGCUCCAGGUGAAAUCAAAGCCAAGCGUUCAGAACCUUCCCGUGGCUUUAACAAUCCAAUGUACGUAAGUUUCCAACCGCCACAACCGGAUGAAAAGAAAACCGUGCGAGAGGAGGAAGCUGAGGAAGCCUGUGCUGCUGUAGGUUUUGCGAAUCCCAUGUUUGCGUCGCACAGACAGGUGGGUCUGGGAUAAUUAGAGCAAAUUUUCGACUGAUCCUUCAUAACAAUUACCUUGUCUUAGGACGCCUUAUGAAGCGUACAUGCAGCACUUUAGUGGAGCCCAUUUUCAAUGACUAUCUUUAAACCAAAUCAAAUCUUUUUGGCGGACCUCACUUUGAGACCAUAAUUUGAAUUUAACUGAGCAGCUUGUAAGCCACAAAAGAUACGGUAUAUUACUUUUUAUCUAUUUUUUUCUUUAACUUGCAAGUAAUAAAAUAGUGGACUUCAAAUCAUACUCCCCUGUUUCAAGCCUGGGUCGGAUUUAGAAUGGGCGGAGGGGGCAGGGGUUCUAUUCAAGCUUUUUAGCUGGUUUUGUGUCACCUGCCCUCCAAAUUUUCACUCUGUCUUGAAGAAUAAUUCGUAUCAAAAAAGGCACCCCUUUCUAGGAAAAAUUUAGUUGGGUACCGAGUAGUUUACCUCUAAGUAUCCUGCAAUGUGCAGCACGGGGUGUAGACUCAAUUACACCCAAUUGAAAUAUUUUAAGAAGCAACUUAUUAGUGAAUGUUCUCAAUUGGCAGCUGAUUGGUCUGAAGCAUCCGUGUGUUAAAAAUGUUGGACACCUUUUAGCCGUCAGGCGGCAGAUAUUUCAUAGAUAAAUCCUCCUCACGUGUUUCCAAGGUGGCCUUGAAUACCCCACUUCUCAUUUAACAGCUAGUUUCAGUCGUCACUAUUUGAAAUUUCAUACUGUAUUUGACUUUCUGUAGGAAAAGAAGACAUCGGAACAGAAACAAGACGACAGCGGCAUAUACGCAGUGCCAGUCCAACCAGACAAGCCAGCUAAGCGGGAAAGGAAAACGCCGAUAUAUGACACUCCCACGAAACCAACCCAACCGGUUAACGAAGAACCUGUAGUUAGCGGAGGGCCUGGGUUCUUUAACCCUUUGUACCAGACCCGCAGGGAGGAGGAGGAAUUUCCCUCUGAUAUAUCCAGCAUAUUUGCUCCCCCCAGCAAGCCAACAGGGCGAACUCUUGACGAUGACCUGGGGCAGAGUGACUGUUAAAACAUCUGAGAAGGGAUAUAUUUUUUUUCUUCCUUGAGGGUUAAAAAUUGACAAACUUUUCAAAUACCCCCAAUGAAACGUUCUUUUUUUUUUAUUUCAGUUUUUUCUUUUUGGAGAAAAAGGCAAUUUAUUGAUCCUCAGCUUCAAAUAGAUUCAUUUAGUGUUUUUAACAUUUGCGAUUGCUUUUUAUUUUUUCCAUCUACUUCUCUGUCUCUCUAGGAGUGCGAGAAGGAAACACAGAGAUCAUUAUUCAACCCGUCUUCAAUUUCCAUCUCUUAAUAAACUAAGUUUUUAACGUGUGGUUACUGGGGAAAUGUUUUCCGUACUUACAUCUCCUCAGUGUAACCACACCAAUUCAUCAAUUGCCCAUUUAGAUUUGUUAGGUAUUCAGAGUCACACAACACCAAGUAGCUAGUAAUUUUGCGUGACAUGGAAAGGAGUUAAUCUCGGUAGGACACUUUUUGGGAUUUCACUUACCUAAAGAGAUAUUAUAUUGCAAAAGUUUGUCAUUUUGAACCCGUUUUAAUCCUCUGCAAUUUAAAAUCUUUCUUAUUUUGCCAUCACCCUAUAUUUGUACUCGUAAGCUACUAGUAACAUUUUGUAGUUUCCUUUAAAGUUAAAAUAUGUUUCGAAAAAUUUACAAAAAUUCUCCGUUAACCCUUGCACUGCCUGGGGUGAUCUUACUUCUAUAUUCUCCCAAAAGUUUUAAAAUUUUGUGAAGCAGACAGGUAAUGAGAACUUAGACAAUUACAUUAAGAAUAUUGUCUCGAUGUAACUCCAAACACUCACAAACAGCCAACAAGAAAUACGUACAAUAACUUGUUUGGAGAAUUGGCUUUCAGAUCUCGGGAGUGAAGGGGUUAACGAGUGAAUGAGGUUUCAAGCUUUGGAAGAUUCAUAGAGUUCGAAUGGAAAUGCUAAGAGAUUUUUCCAACCAGAUCCGGAAAGGAGAAGAGAUAUAGAGAGGGACUGCGGUCCUCGUAUAUCAAAGUUUAGCCUAUCAAGUCCAUCUUUUGGUAGUGAAAUGUACACGAUCGGUUCAUUUUCAAAGAUCAGUCCACUUCAUUUUAUAAAUGUAGCCAUGAAAAUCACUUUUGACUCCCUCUGAAAUAUCAGAUGGGUUUUUUUUUUUCGGCGUUGUCAAUAGCAUUGCAUUGGUCAAUUAACAUAACCAUUCGUCAAUUGUCACGACUGAUUUACAAUGCCAGUAUUUUUUCACUUGUUUUCCAAAUUUCAAUUUCAAUCAUUAUUUCCGAUUCAUUCACUUUAAUGACGACCCUCUUUUGAAAGGGAAUAGUGAAUGCAAUUUGAAUCAUUUUCGAGAAAUUUAAUUACAAUAAUUUUAGAGAGACACCCGUCCUCUCAAAAUUAAUUCAAUGGAAAUUCAAAGUUAUUGCAAGAAUUUAAAUUUUGGGUUUUAAUCAAAUGCCAGUUCUUUAUUGAUUAUUGAUAAAUGUCCAUAUAUUGAUUUCGUAAUGCUUUGCAAGUUAUCUUGACAUUUCAGAUAACGAAUUGUACUUGUUAUUUCUUAUUCCUCAUUUUAUCAGUGCUGAAGAAUAAUCGUGAAAAUAUCAAUCAUACUUUAGAGAGACGUUCGUCAACUUUAAAUUAAUUGGUUGAGAAUUUGAUUGAUUGAGAAUUUGAUUAUUUCAUUUUU